Molecule: messenger RNA, 50062 nt
Organism: Coregonus sp. 'balchen'
Lineage: Eukaryota; Metazoa; Chordata; Actinopteri; Salmoniformes; Salmonidae
Source: the annotation of a GenBank genome assembly
GGCCGACAUGUCAAGACAGGACAACUGGCGGCCAUCAAGGUCAUGGACGUCACAGAGGUAAGCUGGUGCUCGAUUGGGAGAGGUUUGUGUGUGAUUUAACAGAGAGCUGGUUUGACUGACAGUUUUACUUGGCAGUCGCCAUAGCUUUACUUGGUUGUCCUAUUGCUCCCACACAUUAACUUCCAUUCAUUAAGAGUUCCAUUUUGGUUCCCAGUGUUGAUAUACUACUUCCUGAAUAAUCUGGUGAUUUAUGACAUCACUAUCUCAUCCUUCCUUGGACUCAUUCUAGACUUUAUAUUCCCUCCAAUAGGCUCCUCAGAGAGACAUUUCCUUUUUAAGACCCAAACCAGUAGAUACACAAAUUACAUCCGAUGUCAGGCCUCAUGUCAAGACCAAAUCAAAUCAAGUAAAAAUCUGGAUCACAGAUUAGAUCUUUAGUACUUGACUCAACGAUCCAGCUAUGCUUGAUAAUAAAUACUCUAUAACCACAUUCUAGCCCAUGUAGAUUUGGGACAUAUCCCAAGUUGAGUUUUAUUGCAUCUGAGGCCCUACAGAAUGUCUUUAAUUUGAACCAAAAUACUGUAGCAGGAUAGCAGCAGUCGCCAAGAUAAACAUCCAGCACCCCCUGCUCUCUCUCCUUUCCCCAAUUCCCCUAGUCAAUAUUUUCCCUCCUAAAAUAGCCAUAAUAUCAGGCUUAUAUGAAUGUAGGGCUUCAACCUCUGUGUUUUUCCUCUUCAUGCUAGAAAGCUGAGUUUGUGUUUGGAGCUGGAUGGAGGUGGUCUUAUGUAGCCCAGGGCAGCAUUAGGCAGAGUGCUGAGAGCUCUGGUGUUUUGUUAGUGACUGCGUGUUCAGAUACUCUGGAGGAGGGUUGCACACAGCCUCUACGGACCCCCUGUCAUGUCCUGUGAAGUCAGCCUGCAUUCAGGUGGUGUGUGUGUGUGUGUGUGUACUAAGUGUCUGCCUCCACCCAUUUGCCUUAAAGGUGUCCCUUAUGGUGCCUGAACAGAAAGACAGACACAGGCUAUUGUCACUAGGCAAAUGUUACAGACCGUAUUUGUCUCCAUGACAAAGCAUCUUCCUACCCUGUCUCUAAUAAUUGAUUUGAAAAGACAUCCGAGCACAAUCCUUUCAUUUCUCAUGUCACCAUUGCAAAAUAGAGACUAAAGAAAAUAUGGAAUAGCGAUUAGGACAGGGAGAAGGAUGGAUAGUCAGUAGGAGCACAGAGAAUGAGAGUAUUGGCGGGUGGCUAUACAGUCCUACUGGUCAUCUACACACAACAGCUCUUUUCUGAGAGGAGGGUUUUUGAAAGCCGUUUUGUAAUAUAAAAAUUUCAGUUGAGGUUUUGGUGUUUGCCAGGAGCGAGAGUUAGUUGGGUUGGAGUAGAUUGUUUAUUUUUGAAAAUGUUGCUCUUCUCUGGUUGUCCUGCAGGGGGUAGAUAUGCUAGUGAACCAAUAGGACAUAUGAUAUGUGCCAUCCAGUAACUCCUGGUUAGCAGAAAACUUCUGUUUGUGAGGUAUUACUUGAGGUAUUUUCGGUAUAUUUUGUUGAACUGUGUUGUAGCCUGCUACUUGAAGGAAACAGAGCCAGGUAGCAUCAUUGAGGUGUGUAGUGGUGGUGCACACCAGUUAUAGGGUCUAUGCCUAGGAUGGAAACAUGUCCUUGUAUUGUCAGCCUAGUACUUCUGGCCAAGCUCCCUACCGUGUUCAUGUGUUCUGUGUGUUCCUGUAUAGAACAUAUUACAGUAGAUGUAGAGACAGCUCCAGUAUACUUCUAGCUUCACUUUACUCUACAGGCUCAUCUCAGCAUAUGUGCCCUGACCCAGAUACCACAUCCUGUUCUACAUACAGCACGGAGAGGGAGAUGGGGAGUGGGGGAGAGAGGGGGAGUGGGGGAGAUGGGGAGUGGGAGAGGGAGAGGGGGGAGAGAAGGAAGGGGGAGGGGGAGGGGGGGAGAUAGGGAGGGAGAGUUUGUUUUUCUUUCCUCCUCUCAGAAGGUUCAGCUGAAGUGCAGUGGGAUUAUGGGAGGGGUUUAAGGCGCUCAGCCGCUUGGCUCUCUUCACCUCUCCUGCCCACUGCCUCGCUCUUCUGUCCAUCUUUCUCUCCCUCUCUCUCUUCCUAUCGCUGCCCUUUUCUCUUGGUCGUUUCCCUCCCACCUUCUGUCUUGCUCUCUUUCUCAUCACUACCCAUCUCUCCUCUCUCCCUUCCUCUCUUGCUCUUUCUCUCCUGCCUCUGUGUCUCACUAUAACUUCUAAUCACAUUAGGUCUACUUGCGGCAGAGCAGAGGACUGUAGUAUCUGGAGGCCUGCUCCCCUAACCUAGCAGAAAGGCUGCUGUUGGAGGCUAUCAUUCACUGUGAUUCAAUAGAAGUCAGAACUUCUUAGGAAAGGCCCAGAUACAGACAGAGCCUCUCCAUCUUUCCACUCUCUCUCUUGCUCGCUCUCUCUCUCGUGCUCCCUCUCUCUCUGUGUAGAAAGUGAGAAAAUGGUGGUGGGAGGUGUUGCAUCACUCUCUGCACCCAGUUAAAAAAGGGUUGCCCAUCACCCUUAUUUGUUCAAUUGUGUGAUACUAUCUGUAAGAUGGCUGCCACCACCUUCUCCCACCAUUUCAUGAGUUAGAAUGAUGAUAAUAGCAUCCGGACAAUGAGGAAAGUGGGGGAUACGAAGGACCGAGUGAGAGAAGAUGGGGUGAUGAGAGAUGAGGUUAUGGAGAGUGCAGACUGAUGUGAAGGUGAGAGAGAGGAGAGAGAUUAUGUCAUAUCUCCUUGCCUGAGCAGCUGUAACCCAGACCCCCACCCGCUUCUGUCUGUCAGCUCUUCUCUCUCCACCCCCCUCUCUGAAAUACACAUCUCUGAAUGAUAAAACCAGGCAGGGAAAAUGUCACGUCAUUCCACCAACAGGAAGACCACAUGUUGAGGGAGUAUUGUAAAAAGUGACACUGAAUCGAUGUUUUAUCAUCGAAUGGAUGCCUGACAUGGUUUAUGAGUGAAUCCUACACACUGCAUGUGUGUGUGAAAUGAUUGGUUUAUUAGGCUCCAUUAUAUUGUACGAUAUAGAAUGUGCGGUUUUCACUGCCAUGCUCUUCAACAGUCUCGGUUAGACUGAAAGUCAAUAAAUUGUGGUAUUUACUAGGCUCAUAAUGUGGUUGAGUAUAUACCAGCCUGUUCUGUUAUUGUUGUUGUUGUCAUGAUUACAAUAAACCUACUGUCUGAAGGAUGCCAAGAGUGAUAAACAACCAUGGAGUGUCAUCUCAUAGGCCAUCAUAAACAAAACAAAUAGCUUGCUAGGAAGUGUGUGUGUGACGUGUGGUUGGUUGUUUGUUUAUCUUGGGGGCUCCCAGAUGAAACUGUUAUCAGGUAAUCUGGGAGCCAUUAACUAAAUGUAAUGGUCUCUCUCGCGCUCUCUAUAGGAUGAAGAGGAGGAGAUUAAAUUGGAGAUUAAUAUGCUGAAGAAGUACUCCCACCACAGAAAUAUAGCCACCUACUACGGAGCCUUCAUCAAGAAGAGCCCCCCAGGACACGACGACCAGCUAUGGGUAAGUUGGUUUACCUCCCGCUUUCCCUCAGCCCCAGUGUUAAAUGUUAAAGUUCUCCGUCACUGCGACAGAUUUACAUCAUAUGGAUGACGCAAGAGGUUGGAGUAAAAAACACACUCCAGGCCACACUUGAACGUCUAAAACUAGGUAGAAAGUAUGUAGAAAUUAUAUAUAUAUAUAUAUAUAUAUAUAUAUAUAUAUAUAUAUAUAUAUAUAUAUAUAUAUAUAUAUAUAUAUAUAUAUAUACCACAUUGUUGAUACUCAUUUCUGAUUGGCUGGAAGGGCAUUCUAGAAUGGAUAUUAACACCAGAUAACAGGACAGUUGCAAAAGAUAUCGGGACAGUUGGGAAAAGACAUCGGGACACCUUGCAAUCAUGACGCAAUAUGCGCCUACACAUGCAGACCAUGCUUGCUACAAAGUCACAGAAAGCUAAACCAACAACCACACAAACCGAAAUUGGAAAAAUUAUAAACGCAGGUCCAACAAGUAAAAAUGUAGCUAGAUAAACAACCAAAAUUAUGUGGACACCUGCUCGUCGAACAUCUUUCCAAAAUCAUGAGCAUUAAUAUGGAGUUGGUCCCCCCUUUGCUGCUAUAACAGCCUCCACUCUUCUGGGAAGGCUUUCCACUAGAUGUUGGAACAUUGCUCCGUGGACUUGCUUCCAUUCAGCCACGAGCAUUCGUGAGUUUGUUCACUGAUGUUGGGCGAUUAGGCCUGGCUCGCAGUCAGCGUUCCAAUUCAUCCCAAAGUUGUUCGAUGGGGUUGAGGUCAGGGCUCUGUGCAGGCCAGUCAAGUUCUUCCACACCAAUAUCGACAAACCUUUUCUGUAUGGACUUCACUUUGUGCACAGGGACAUUGUCAUGCUGAAACAGGAAAGGGCCUUCCCCAAACUGUUGCCACAAAGUUGGAAGCACAGAAUUGUCUAGAAUGGCAUUGUAUGCUGUAGCGUUGAGAUUUCCCUUCACUGGAACUAAGGGGCCUAGCCCGAACCAUGAAAAACAUCCCCAGACCAUUAUUCCUCCUCCACCAAACUUUACAGUUGGCACUAUGCAUUGGGGCAGGUAGCGUUCUCCUGGCAUCCAUGAAACCCAGAUUUGUCAGUCGGACUGGCAGAUGGUGAAGCGUGAUUCAUCACUCCAGAGAACGCAUUUCCACUGCUCCAGAGUCCAAUGGCGGCGAGCUUUACACCACUCCAGCCGAUGCUUGGCAUUGUGCAUGCUUGUGUGCGGAUGCUCGGUCAUGGAAACCCAUUUCAUGAAGCUCCCGAUGAACAGUUAUUGUGCUGACGUUGCUUCCAGAGGCAGUUUGGAACGCCGUAGUGAGUGUUGCAACCGAGUACAGACGAUAUAUACGCGCUUCAGCACUCGGCAGUCCCAUUCUGUGAGCUUGUGUGGCCUACCACUUCGCGGCUGAGCCGUUGUUGCUCCUAGACGUUUCCACUUCACAAUAACAGCACUUACAGUUGACGGGGGCAACUCUAGCAGGGCAGAAAUUUGACGAACUACUUGUUGGAAGGUGGCAUCCUAUGACGGUGCCACGUUGAAAGUCACUGAGCUCUUCAGUAAGGCAAUUCUACUGCCAAUGUUUAUCUAUGAAGAUUGCAUGGCUGUGUGCUCAAAUUGUUUACACCUGUCAGCAACGGGUGUGGCUGAAAUAACCUAAUACACUAAUUUGAAGGGGUGUCCACAUACUUUUGUAUAUAUAGUGUAGCUAGCCAGCUAGCAUUGCUUUGUUUUUACAGAGACAUAUUUUUUGGGACCAUCUGAUGACCUAACGUGGUGAUUGAUGAACAUGAAUGUCUCUGGUCCUUAUGUUGCAGUCAUGACGCAAGUGGCGCUAUACUGUCAAAUCCUCCCACAUGUUUCUAGUUUGACCAGCUGUUUUCAACAACUGGUAUUUUUUAAUUUGGUUGUAAUAUUGGCAGGUUUGCUAGCAACAAACUAUUUAGCUAGCUUCUAGCCUAGUGUUUGAUAUGCAAUGCAAUCUCCUCGUAAUGAACAGUGUCCGAGUGUCCUGACGAGAAGGCAAACUUUUCUAGCUAUGCCAGGCAAAAUCGGGCAUCAUCAGCUCAUUGUUAUGGAUGUAUCCAAAUGAAUGUAAAUAGAAAACAACUUUUAUUUAGGGGGUAGAUCAGCUUCAAUAUUGCAGAUAGAUUGUAACUUCCAUCAAUGUAAUUGUCUGCAUCACUUCCAAUCCCCCAUGUUUUUUUUCUCAUAUAUAUAUAUAUAUAUAUAUCCUUUAAAAAAUAUAUAUUUCACUUUAUGACUUUCCAACCCCACCACCCCUUCCUUAAUUGGAGCAAAAUAGUGAAAUAGAAAACAACUUAAACAAACACAGAUGCAGCUACUUUGCUGUUAUUCUGGCUGCAGAGGUCGUGACUGUGUUAGCCAUAGCUAGUUGGCUCGCUAGCAAGCAAGGGACAAGAGCAUUGCCAGCAAGCAUGGCAACGGAACAUGUAGAACAAACAACUGAAUCGCAUCCAUAAAUAUCGAACCAAUCUAACGAACGACUGGGUCACGUCUCUAGCAACCAAAAUAUGAGAAGGUAUAUCUUUAUAAAAAUGAAAAUAUAAAUGUUUUUGUUUUUUUUCUACUGGUAAUUGUGUGCUUUAGUAUUGUUUUCUUUGGUAACUGUGGUAUAAAGUUUUCCCGCCGAUCUGAUAUCGACUUAAGUUUGUCAUGGGAUUUUUUUGUUGCUUUAACCCCUGCAGCCCCAAAUACCCCACCUACAAACGUUAGUCAUUAUGACAAAGAUGGGUACCAUAGCUGGCUCCAACCUAACUCCAACCCACCCAUAUCCUCCUCGAGUGAGUGGGUAGUGGGUACAUGCAUACCACAGGAGGUUGGUGGCACCUUUAAUUGGGGAGGAUGGGCUCGUGGCAAUGGCUGGAGCGGAAUUGGUGGAAUGGUAUCAAAUACAUCAAACGCAGGGUUUCCAUGUGUUUGACGCCAUUCUUAAGGCUUCAUUCCAGCCAUUAUUAUGAACCGUCCUCCCCUCAGCAGACUCCACUGAUGCAUACCCUCCACAAACCACCCUUCCUUCUCUCCUCCAAUCCUCUAAAGGUAGGGUGAAGUUUGAACUCCCCCUUCCUCACCUCCCUUCUUUGAUGGCCCCUGUCAAACUCUGGGGCUUUUUGUCUCUCAGAGGUGGAGGUGCAUCAAGAGACUAGAGAGGCGAGAGGAGGAGGGAUGAAGUAGGGGAGGGAGGGAUUUAUCUUGCUAUAUAUUUUGCUAGGCCAGGGUUACUCCCGGUUUAUUGCCAUCCAUCUAUAGUUCUCUUAGAAAGAGAGAGGGAGAGAGAAGGAAGGAGAGUGAGGGGUUCUCCCACUAAAGACUCAAGUACUCGGUCUAGUGUUUUCACAGCUGUGACUAAUCUUUCACAUCUACGCUGUUAAUAAUAAUGGCUGCAUAGUGUGUUUUGUUUGUGUAUGUACAUUACUCUCCUCUCCUCUCCUCUCCUCUCCUCUCCUCUAGCUGGUGAUGGAAUUCUGUGGUGCAGGCUCCAUCACAGACCUGGUGAAGAACACGAAGGGCAACACACUGAAGGAGGACUGGAUCGCCUACAUCUCUCGUGAGAUCCUCAGGGUGAGUUCACAUUUACGCCCUACAAGUUCCCCCUGCUGUGUUAUGCUGGGAUCUGUAGCUUCUUUUUAUUUGUUUAUUUAACCUUUAUUUUGACAGGGAGUCAUGCUGAGACCAAGGUCUUUUACAGAUGAGACCAAGGUCUUUUACAGAUGAGCCCUCUAUCAAACAUACACAUCAAUACAUACAGUGGGGGAAAAAAAGUAUUUAGUCAGCCACCAAUUGUGCAAGUUCUCCCACUUAAAAAGAUGAGAGAGGCCUGUAAUUUUCAUCAUAGGUACACGUCAACUAUGACAGACAAAAUGAGGGAAAAAGAAUCCAGAAAAUCACAUUGUAGGAUUUGUUAUGAAUUUAUUUGCAAAUUAUGGUGGAAAAUAAGUAUUUGGUCAAUAACAAAAGUUUCUCAAUACUUUGUUAUAUACCCUUUGUUGGCAAUGACACAGGUCAAACGUUUUCUGUAAGUCUUCACAAGGUUUUCACACACUGUUGCUGGUAUUUUGGCCCAUUCCUCCAUGCAGAUCUCCUCUAGAGCAGUGAUGUUUUGGGGCUGUCGCUGGGCAACACGGACUUUCAACUCCCUCCAAAGAUGUUCUAUGGGGUUGAGAUCUGGAGACUGGCUAGGCCACUCCAGGACCUUGAAAAGCUUCUUACGAAGCAACUCCUUCGUUGCCCGGGCGGUGUGUUUGGGAUCAUUGUCAUGCUGAAAGACCCAGCCAUGUUUCAUCUUCAAUGCCCUUGCUGAGGGAAGGAGGUUUUCACUCAAAAUCUCACGAUACAUGGCCCCAUUCAUUCUUUCCUUUACACGGAUCAGUCGUCCUGGUCCCUUUGCAGAAAAACUGCCCCAAAGCAUGAUGUUUCCACCCCCAUGCUCACAGUAGGUAUGGUGUUCUUUGGAUGCAACUCAGCAUUCUUUGUCCUCCAAACACGACGAGUUGAGUUUUUACCAAAAAGUUCUAUUUUGGAUUCAUCUGACCAUAUGACAUUCUCCCAAUCCUCUUCUGGAUCAUCCAAAUGCACUCUAGCAAACUUCAGACGGGCCUGGACAUGUAUUGGCUUAAGCAGGGGGACACGUCUGGCACUGCAGGAUUUGAGUCCCUGGCGGCGUAGUGUGUUACUGAUGGUAGGCUUUGUUACUUUGGUCCCAGCUCUCUGCAGAUCAUUCACUAGGUCCCCCCGUGUGGUUCUGUGAUUUUUGCUCACCGUUCUUGUGAUCAUUUUGACCCCACGGGGUGAGAUCUUGCGUGGAGUCUUGUAUGUCUUCCAUUUCCUAAUAAUUGCUCCCACGGUUGAUUUCUUCAAACCAAGCUGCUUACCUAUUGCAGAUUCAGUCUUCCCAGCCUGGUGCAGGUCUACAAUUUUGUUUCUGGUGUCCUUUGACAGCUCUUUGGUCUUGGCCAUAGUGGAGUUUGGAGUGUGACUGUUUGAGGUUGUGGACAGGUGUCUUUUAUACUGAUAACAAGUUCAAACAAGUGCCAUUAAUACAGGUAACGAGUGGAGGACAGAGGAGCCUCUUAAAGAAGAAGUUACAGGUCUGUGAGAGCCAGAAAUCUUGCUUGUUUGUAGGAGACCAAAUACUUAUUUUCCACCAUAAUUUGCAAAUAAAUUCAUUAAAAAUCCUACAAUGUGAUUUUCUGGAAUUUUUUUCCUCAAUUUGUCUGUCAUAGUUGACGUGUACCUAUGAUGAAAAUUACAGGCCUCUCUCAUCUUUUUAAGUGGGAGAACUUGCACAAUUGGUGGCUGACUAAAUACUUUUUUCCCCCACUGUAUAAAUAUACACUACACACAUCAAUUUACACGAAAUGCAAAACACAAUAAUAUAAAACAAACACGUUCUUUAGUAAAAAGUUCCUCAAUCAGCCGCCUGAAUUGCCCUAGAAGCCCCAACUCUUCCUAUUUUAGAGCUUUGGAGAUUAUUCCACAAGUAAGGCUAAAAAACAAUAAAUGACUGUUAUGACUGUGUUUUUCCUCAGGGCUUGGCUCACCUGCACGCCCACCAUGUGAUCCACCGUGACAUCAAGGGUCAGAACGUGCUGCUGACUGAGAACGCAGAGGUCAAACUUGGUGAGUUCACUGGUUUCAAGUGGGCCUGGUUUUAGCUGGGCCUGAUUUGAACUGGGACUACUUUAUUACUGGUUUAAACUGCAUGGGGCUGGUUUGAUAUGUGGGGGUUAAACUAGUUUGAACUGGUUUUGACCGGUCUACUCUCCCCUCCUCCAGUGGACUUUGGUGUGAGCGCCCAGUUGGACCGGACAGUGGGCAGGAGGAACACCUUCAUUGGUACACCCUAUUGGAUGGCACCCGAGGUCAUCGCCUGCGACGAGAACCCAGAUGCCACUUAUGACUACAGAGUAAGAUGCACUCAAAAACACCAUGCUGCUUUCUGUCAGUGUCCAGCGGUGUGUCGAGUUGGUGGAUUGAUAGCUGUUUGCGUUUGUGCCAUUGUAUGUGGCUGUGUAGGCUGAUGGGACAGUACAGUAGCAGGUUGGGGCUGAUGUUGUCAGGACCAGAGAGGGUGGUAAUUACCAUCCUAUAGACGUAUGCAUGCAUAGAUUUACGCACGCACGCACACACACACACACACACACACACACAUACACACACACACACAAUGGUAGCUGUGUCCAUAUCUCUCAUAGUGUGUUUUCUCCUGCAGAGUGACUUGUGGUCCACUGGAAUCACAGCUAUAGAGAUGGCUGAGGGAGCUCCUCGUAAGUACAACCACUCUGUUACUAUUGGACUUCUUUACACUACUAUUUUCCCCAGAGGGGACACUACUAUUUUCCCCAGAGGGCGAACCUGGUUGAAAUGAUGUUUGUUUUCCUCUGUCUGACCUGUGUGUUUGGUCUUCCAGCGCUGUGCGAUAUGCAUCCAAUGAGAGCUCUCUUCCUCAUCCCCAGAAACCCUCCUCCUCGACUCAAGUCAAAGAAAUGGUGUGUGACUAAUCUCUGCCGUUAUGAUUUCAGACAUUUAAGCCACCAUUUUACAAUCCCACUGUGAACAAUGAUACUGGUGAAACUCCUUCAUAGCUCAGCUGACAUCCUCUGGUAGAUACAGCAUAGGCUCAUAAAAGUACCAAAUGGCUCCUCUCCUCAGGUCUAAGAAGUUUUGCAGCUUCAUCGAGGGCUCCCUGGUGAAGAACUACACCCAGCGCCCCCCCACCGACCAGCUGCUGAAACACCCCUUCAUUAGGGACCAGCCCAAUGAGAGGCAGGUCCGCAUCCAACUCAAAGACCACAUCGACCGCACCAAGAAGAAGAGGGGGGAGAAGGGUGAGUCUUAGACAUACUAAUGCACACACACACUUCUCGAAGACCUCUUCUUCAGAAGAUUUUUUCGACUUAAAUGUUCUCACCGUCCCUCUCUUCUCUAGAUGAGACCGAGUAUGAGUACAGCGGGAGUGAGGAAGAGGAGGAGGAAGCUCAGGAGCAGGAGGGGGAGCCCAGGUAACUAACCCACAUGGACCAAUGCCAAAAACUAGCCAACACACCAUAGCUCCAUAGUGCUCGAUACGAACGUAUCUCUUUGUCCUGUAGCUCCAUAGUGAACCAGCCAGGGGAGUCAACCCUGCGUAGGGACUUCAUCCGUCUGCAGCAGGAGAACAAGGAGCGCUCGGAGGCCCUGCGCAGACAGCAGCUCCUGCAGGAGCAGCAGCUCCGGGAGCAGGAGGAGUACAAGCGCCAACUACUGGCAGAGAGGCAGAAACGCAUCGAGCAGCAGAAGGAGCAGAGGAGGAGGCUGGAGGAGGUAUGAAAGAGAGAGUGUCUGUGUGUGUGUUCUCCCUCCCUGUCUAAUGGUGUGUGUUUGUUCCUUUUACUCUGCAGUCUGCACCCAUAAAUGGUGUAUGUGUGCAUAACGUGUGUUUGUGUGUGUGUGUGCUAGAGCAGUCAACACACUCCUCACAGACGUCUCACCCCUCUGUGUUGGGUUUAUAGUAAUGUGUCGUGAUUAGUGUAUUUGUGUGCAGCCUCUGGGCCUCUGGGCUUUGUUCCCUAAUUGGCCUUUAUCUCUCUGAGGAAGACCAGAGGGCUCUGUCUGUCUCUAUCUUAGCCUCUCUGGGAGGCUGGGUCAGAAAGACUUCUUCCUCAUUAGCUACUAGAACAUGCUGGACAGAGAGAGAGAGGCGAAAGCUUCCGGUUGUUUGUUGUUUUAGUCUGCUGAAAACGGCACAGCCAGUUCCAUGACCCAUGCCUUAUAUGCAGUUGUCCCCAUAAUAUGACCAUGUCUGAUGUAUCUGCUUGUAACCUCUUUAAAGACACAUAACCUGUACAACUGAGUCAGAAAAUACAACAGCUGAGUGCUCCUCCUAUGUAGAGUAGUUCAAAAUCACACAUUUUCCCGUAGUUUCCCAUACACAGGGGUUAAAGUUCUCCGUCAUAUGGAUAAUUUUUAUGUUCAGUUUUUUAUUUGUUCGAUUUUUUUGUUUGAUUUCCAAUUGGAAUGUACAAAAUGAUCCUCUUUCCUUAAAAGCAGAUGGUCAUGAAUUUUUUACAUGAACUGGGAGGGUAACUUCGCCCCGCAGACAAUCGAUCCGUGACCGACUUGUUUCAGUCAUGGGAUUUUUUUUGCUUUAACCCCUGCAUACACUUACCCAGAGUUUCCGAUAAAAAUUGACAGCCUCUGGCUUUUUUAUGAUUAAUGAGAAAAUGCGUUAAUGAAUACCGUAGGUUCAGGGAAUCCUCUUGGGCGAGUUGACCAAGGGGCAUGAGAAUGAUAUGCCAUAGUCCAUAUUUAAAGGUUAUAUGGAGACAUGCUUUUUCAUGAUGCAGUCAGGGACCACCACAGGGUACUUAAUGGAACUAGGGACCACAUCCAGUGUCCUGCAGGGCUUACUCUACUGGUGUAGAGCUGCGUAGUGUACUUAGAGAUGAUGUACCGCUUAGGCUGCAAUAAAUCAACGCUGAUUAGCCAACUAAGAAGCCUGCCAGUCAUACUGUCAUUUGAAGUGGUGAUGGUAAGCCUACAGGUAAAACUUGGCACCUCCAUAGUGUAGUCCACCAACCGUGAACCCUGGGAAGUGAGACUAGCACCUCACAUGCUCACAAUAAGAAAUGGUUAGCUUAUCUAAUAAAGGCCAGAUAUUGUGACCAUGAACAAGAGGGCUAGCUAGCUCAGAGUGUUAAUUCAUAGUGAUGUCUGCUCCUGAUGCCUGCUCUCUGUCGCCCUCUGUGGUCGUCCACAGCAACAGCGUCGUGAGCGGGAGAUGAGGAGGCAGCAGGAGCGCGAGCAGCGUCGCCGCGAGCAGGAUGACAAGAGGCGCAUGGAGGAGGUUGAACGCCGGCGUAAAGAGGAGGAGGAGCGCAGGAGGGCUGAGGAGGAGAAGAGGAGGGCUGACCGGGAGCAGGUAGGAGAACUCUCCAUCGACAACAGUUUCUUUCAUGGUACUUGUAGUCUUCCCCUGACACUUGCUGUGUGUGUGGUUUGAUUGACAGGAGUACAUCCGUCGCCAGCUGGAGGAGGAGCAGAGGCACUUGGAGAUCCUGCAGCAGCAGCUACUCCAUGAACAGGCCAUGCUACUGGUGAGACCGAACUCUGUAAGCCUAUCUAGGUUCUUCUAUCCAUCUAUACAUCUCCCAUUAUCCAUCUGUUCUUCUAGCCUUCUACACUGCUCAAAAAAAUUAAGGGAACACUUAAACAACACAUCCUAGAUCUGAAUGAAUGAAAUAAUCUUAUUAAAUACUUUUUUCUUUACAUAGUUGAAUGUGCUGACAACAAAAUCACACAAAAAUUAUCAAUGGAAAUCAAAUUUAUCAACCCAUGGAGGUCUGGAUUUGGAGUCACCCUCAAAAUUAAAUUGGAAAACCACACUACAGGCUGAUCCAACUUUGAUGUAAUGUCCUUAAAACAAGUCAAAGUUAGGCUCAGUAGUGUGUGUGGCCUCCACGUGCCUGUAUGACCUCCCUACAACGCCUGGGCAUGCUCCUGAUGAGGUGGCAGAUGGUCUCCUGAGGGAUCUCCUCCCAGACCUGGACUAAAGCAUCCGCCAAUUCCUGGACAGUCUGUGGUGCAACGUGGUGUUGGUGGAAGGAGCGAGACAUGAUGUCCCAGAUGUGCUCAAUUGGAUUCAGGUCUGGGGAACGGGCGGGCCAGUCCAUAGCAUCAAUGCCUUCCUCUUGCAGGAACUGCUGACACACUCCAGCCACAUGAGGUCUAGCAUUGUCUUGCAUUAGGAGGAACCCAGGGCCAACCGCACCAGCAUAUGGUCUCACAAGGGGUCUGAGGAUCUCAUCUCGGUACCUAAUGGCAGUCAGGCUACCUCUGGCGAGCACAUGGAGGGCUGUGCGCCCCCCAAAGAAAUGCCACCCCACACCAUGACUGACCCACCGCCAAACCGGUUAUGCUGGAGGAUGUUGCAGGCAGCAGAACGUUCUCCACGGCGUCUCCAGACUCUGUCAUGUCUGUCACGUGCUCAGUGUGAACCUGCUUUCAUCUGUGAAGAGCACAGGGCGCCAGUGGCGAAUUUGCCAAUCUUGGUGUUCUCUGGCAAAUGCCAAACGUCCUGCACAACCCCCACCUGUGGACGUCGGGCCCUCAUACCACCCUCAUGGAGUCUGUUUCUGACUGUUUGAGCAGACACAUGCACAUUUGUGGCCUGCUGGAGGUCAUUUUGCAGGGCUCUGGCAGUGCUCCUCCUGCUCCUCCUUGCACAAAGGCGGAGGUAGCGGUCCUGCUGCUGGGUUGUUGCCCUCCUACGGCCUCCUCCACGUCUCCUGAUGUACUGGCCUGUCUCCUGGUAGCGCCUCCAUGCUCUGGACACUACGCUGACAGACACAGCAAACCUUCUUGCCACAGCUUGCAUUGAUGUGCCAUCCUGGAUGAGCUGCACUACCUGAGCCACUUGUGUGGGUUGUAGACUCCGUCUCAUGCUACCACUAGAGUGAAAGCACCGCCAGCAUUCAAAAGUGACCAAAACAUCAGCCAGGAAGCAUAGGAACUGAGAAGUGGUCUGUGGUCACCACCUGCAGAACCACUUCUUUAUUGGGGGUGUCUUGCUAAUUGCCUAUAAUUUCCACCUGUUGUCUAUUCCAUUUGCACAACAGCAUGUGACAUUUAUUGUCAAUCAGUGUUGCUUCCUAAGUGGACAGUUUGAUUUCACAGAAUUGUGAUUGACUUGGAGUUACAUUGUGUUGUUUAAGUGUUCCCUUUAUUUUUUUGAGCAGUGUAUAUAUCUCCCAUUAUCCAUCUGUUCUUCUAGCCUUCUAUAUAGCUCCCAUUAUCUAUCUGUUCUUCUAGCCUUCUAUAUAUCUCCCAUUAUCCAUCUGUUCUUCUAGCCUUCUAUAUAUCUCCCAUUAUCCAUCUGUUCUUCUAGCUUUCUAUAUAUCUCCCAUUAUCCAUCUGUUCUUCUAGCCUUCUAUAUAGCUCCCAUUAUCCAUCUGUUCUUCUAGCCUUCUAUAUAGCUCCCAUUAUCCAUCUGUUCUUCUAGCCUUCUAUAUAGCUCCCAUUAUCCAUCUGUUCUUCUAGCCUUCUAAGUCAGUGGUUUGCAAUCUAUGGGUUUCGCUCCGUAGUAGGGUGUUGAAGAAUGGCUAGCAAGUUUUUGAUUUAUUGAAGUCACAAUCUACUCUUAAAAUCUAGUUAGAGUGUAUCACAGUAUAUCUAAAUGGAGCUAACUGUUGAGGUUGGAGUUUAUUCAUUCUCUGGGCCAAGUUGGGGAAGCCAGAAUGUUUAUUACAGUCCUUAAGUGAGGAUGUCACCAGGAUGUGGGAGUGUCCUACCUACAGGAAGAGAAGGUUUUCAUUGUUUCUCUACCAAUGUUCCUAACUCUGUUGAGACAGUGUGUUGUUAGCGGAUCUGCGUGGCAAUGUGUUAAUACUGUGUAUGUUGUUGAAGGCCUCUGUUCCUCCAGGGGUUUGACGAGGACAUUAGAUAACGUGAGGAUAUGAUCACCCACAUCCCUCCAACUUCACACCACCAUUGCUUGUCAUCGUUUCUCUCUCUCACCCAAUGUCUUACUGUCUCCCUCAUGUCUUCUUACGCAUCAUCAGCUUUUAGCUCAGUCAUUUUUCCUUUACAUUUGAAACCAAUAUUUGGCCUAUAUUGUAAUAGUAAAUAUUUUCAAAGCAUUCAAACACUUACAAUAAUUGGGUCCCAGUCAAAAUACAAACCCACUCCACAUUUCCCUAGUUACAUGGAUACAGCUUGUACCAUUAAGACACCAGCCCUCAUUUAUACAGAACUCCUUCAAAUAGAACAGCACACACCAUGCUUUAGUGGGGGAGGGGGGGGGCGGCGGCAAGUUUAGAUGAUGAUGCACCACCACGCCUCCCUGCACUCAGGAGAACAAGUGUUGGGAGCUGGAGGAGCAGCUACAGCAGAAGUAGACUUACCUACUGCUCCUCCAACAGCAGCCAAAACCCCUGCAGCCAGCCACCAACAGGUCUCAGUCCCCACAACUACUACUGAUCCAAGAGAGGACCAAGUCCCCACAACUACUGAUCCAAGAGAGGACCAAGUCCCCACAACUACUGAUCCAAGAGAGGACCAAGUCCCCACAACUACUGAUCCAAGAGAGGACCAAGUCCCACAACUACUAUUGAUCCAAGAGAGGACCAAGUCCCACAACUACUAUUGAUCCAAGAAAGGACCAAGUCCCACAACUACUAUUGAUCCAAGAGAGGACCAAGUCCCACAACUACUAUUGAUCCAAGAGAGGACCAAGUCCCCACAACUACUAUUGAUCCAAGAGAGGACAAAUUCCCCACAACAACUAUUGAUCCAGGAGAGGACAAAUUCCCCACAACAACUAUUGAUCCAGGAGAGGACCAAGUCCCCACAACAACUAUUGAUCCAGGAGAGGACCAAGUCCCCACAACAACUAUUGAUCCAGGAGAGGACCAAGUCCCCACAACAACUAUUGAUCCAGGAGAGGACCAAGUCCCCACAACAACUAUUGAUCCAGGAGAGGACCAAGUCCCCACAACAACUAUUGAUCCAGGAGAGGACCAAGUCCCCACAACAGCUAUUGAUCCAGGAGAGGACCAAGUCCCCACAGCUAUUGAUCCAGGAGAGGACCAAGUCCCCACAACAACUAUUGAUCCAGGAGAGGACCAAGUCCCCACAGCUGUUGAUCCAGGAGAGGACCAAGUCCCCACAGCUGUUGAUCCAGGAGAGGACCAAGUCCCCACAGCUGUUGAUCCAGGAGAGGACCAAGUCCCCACAGCUGUUGAUCCAGGAGAGGACCAAGUCCCCACAGCUGUUGAUCCAGGAGAGGACCAAGUCCCCACAGCUGUUGAUCCAGGAGAGGACUAAGUCCCCACAGACUCCUGACCCCAAGGCCCCACCCCUGAGCCAAUUGGAGAGGUGAACCCAAGCUUCAUUGCCAUGACGCUGCUGUCGAAUGCUGCUUUUGCUUGUGCUGCUGUUGUAGUCAUAAACUGCUGUAGGGUGUGUGUCUUUUAUGUGGGGUGUGUGGCUUGAUUUCUGGUGUGAGGGACUUUCACUUUAGUGGUCAUAUUACUAUUCCUGCUCAGGAUGAGACCUCUAUAGAAACUACAGAUACAGCCCUGGGAAAAUGCAUGUCCAAGCUACCUACCCAUAUCCUUUCUACAUUCAGAUGGCAAUAUAUUAGCUUUUCACCAAUCUGUCCAAUCAAGUGUGUUUGGGUUUUGUUGUCAAAUGGAGACCCCUGUUGUCAGGUGGAAAUACAGCAUCUUGGAAAAAUUAAAACUCUUCUUUAUAUUUGUAUCCUCUUCAAAAUAAAUGAUUAUGAACAUAAAACAUUAAAGGCCCAGUGCAGUCAAAAACGUGAUUUUCCUGUGUUUUAUAUAUAUUUCCAUACUAUGAGGUUGGAAUAAUACUGUGAAAUUGUGAAAAUGAUGAGAAUGCCCCUUUAGUGUAACUGGUAAUGCAAAAGACCACCUGAAAUUUCUGCCUGUUUUGGUGGGAUGGAGUUUUGGCCUGCCUGGUGACAUCAACGGGCGGUAAAUUAGUUAAUAGACCAAUAACCUCUCUGCCAAUAACAGCUCGUUUUCAGUUUUCCUCAGACCACUCCCAGACAGUCGUAGCAAAAUUCUUGCUUGAGAAAUUGCUCUUUGCUAAGAAGCUGUUUUAUUUCUGUUUGACCAUUUUAAUUGAAAAAAAAUCACACUAAGGUACUUAAUUGUUACCCAGAAAUGAUUUUAUAUUGAGAUAAAAACGGCUGCAUGGGACCUUUUUUAAGCUGUGCUUUGUCAGUCAAUGAUUGCCACAUUUUCCUAACAGACUUAAAGAUUAAGUAAGGAUUAUGUGGACAGUGGUUCCGUUUUGCGAGGGAGGUGUAAUUAGCGUAGCUGUCUCUCUCCUAGAGCUAAUGUCCCAGUCUGAUAGAGGCGGCUCAUUAGGCCUCGCUCUGCUGUGUGUCCCUGGUUCUACCCUCUACUGGCCUGGCCUGCUGCUCUCAUUAUUACCUGGAGGGACAGAGUCUGGGUGACAGGGAGGACAUACAAGGCAGGAGACUAGAGUCUGGGUUUUGUCAGUUGAAUAGGUCAAACUAAUCUCUCUCUUCUAUCCUCGGGUGCAAUACUAAAUAGGUUUUGUUUUGUUGACUGUCUUCUGCCAGCAGGCCCCCCCUCUGAUACACUGUUUUGAUACAUGAUGAACAGCCCUCUCCUGAGUUCAUCAUGUCAUAAUAAUUCUGUCUGGUUGUCAUGUUGUGGUAAUGGUAUGUAGUCCCUGCUGGUGUGCCUGUUCUACUAGAUAUUUCUCUGCUAUACAGCUGACACCAACAUGGUGGUUCUAACUGAUCUUACUACUGACCCUCCCACUACUGCUGUGGCUCGAUCCUCUUUGUCCUGAUGAAGGUUAAUGACUCUGUCCCUCUCUCUGUCCCUCCAGGCCGAUGAGAGGUACCGUAAGAACAUCCAAGGUUCUCCUCAGGCCGCCCAGGUUAAGGUUCAGCCCCCGGUUCCUCCCCGUGCCGCCGAGACCAUUGCCAACGGAAAUGCCCCCAUGGCUGUCCCGCCUGCCAAGCAAAGGCCCAUGGAACCCCAGGUAACCACAACAACCAAGAUGGCUGACCGCCAGUUGCUUAUUCCUCCUUCCGCUACGACGCCCUUUUCUGAAGUCUUUUUCCAAUCCCUUCUUCCUUCAAGGUAGUUCUAACAGGGUGGUCUCUCUCUCUCUCUUGCGCUCUCGCUCUCUCUCCGGGUUGUGUAUCUGCAGUAGUGGUGUCUUACUAGCUACAGUAGAUGACUGUUCUUGUGUUUACUAUCUCUUCCCCCUCGCUAACUCUCUUCUAGCCUCUGUUCUAGCUGAAUUCUUUCACAGUGUGGAGAAAUGUGGGUGUUGUUCUCUGUCUCUUACUGACGACAUAGUUCACCUUUCUAGUCCCUUAAUAGGUACCUCCAUCGUCUUUGCUACUUCCCCGGGUGACAGCCUAUCCUCCACCACUGUGUUAGUAUGAGGUCCAGGCUGCUUGCUUCUAUUCUGGCCACUUAUUGCUCAAUACCAGCUUCACACACUCGCUCUACCUCUGACUGCCUUCUCUAUUGUGUGUGUGUGUGUGUGUGUGUGCAUUGCCAGGUUGGUGACUCCUUUAUAAAGGUAGAGCUGCUACAUGUACAUCUUGACUGUGUGUUAAACAACACAAACACAUCCAUAAUUCAUCUUUCUGUUUUCACAGUGACUCAGUAUAUUACUCAUCUCAUCUGCUCAGAGACUCAACCAACCCAGCGUGAAUACAGUCAUUAAUGUCACAGGGCACCAUUCAGGGCACCGUUCUGUUUUUGGAUAAUGUCAUGGUAAUUAGAUGUAACAGUGUGUAAUUUGGUGAUGAUGAUCAUGUAACUGAUUGCUACAUGGUUUAGCAGAGCCAUUAAAUGCAUUAGUCACUUUUCUCUCGUUAGUGACACGUCAUUAGAGACAGAUAUGAGGUGUGUUGGGCUUGUUACAGAAUACUUAUUUGUUGAGUGAUAAAUCUCUUUGGGGUUUCCUGUCUGAGCGCUUCUCAGUACAGAUUUGAAAGGAAUUGGAAAGGGAAUAAAUUCAGUUAUAAACCUAGUAUGGAUAUGUUCCUAUUGGAUUAUACUCUUCUCAGUUACUUGUACCAGAAAAAGUAUCCUUGAAUGUGUGCAUGCCAUUAUGUGAGUGUGGAUGUGUGUGUUUGUGUCUAACUUUCUAUGCAUGAUGCAAGCUGAUCUGUGUAUGCCUUGUUUAUGUGAUCCAUGCUCAUUCUCACAACUGGUGAUGAGACUGAGACUGAAGCGUCAUGAGCAUCAAAACAGGUGGAGCUGUCAUUGGCUGUCUGUGAUGUGAACCAAUCAAAUGGUUCAUCUGACUUCCCAUUGGUCUCAAGACAACUCCUCCCAUUUUGAUGCUUCCUGAAGCUUCAGUAUCCAAUCACUGUAUGUGUCCUCCCCCUCUGACACCCCCCGUCUGUCUCUGUCUCUGGAAGGUCCAGUGGUCCCACCUGGCCGCUCUAAAGAGCAGCAGCGCCGCUCCCCCCAUCGUCCCUAGCUUUGCACACCUCCACCUGUGCUCUCAGGAGCAGCACCAUCACCCUGCACCUUCAUCAUCACCUUCAUCAUCACCCGCACGCACUGACCCGCAGCCCAACCCCCAGCCCAAGGGCCUGCCCCUCGAGAAGGCCCCCACAGACGACACCCCUCCCAGGGUAAGAUCGGCCCAUCCCCUGGCAAAGGCGGGUAGACUGGUAGUCAUUAGACAGCUUUACUAGGAAGUCUGAACUGUAGACCAGUAUACUAGUAGUCACUAGAUGGCCAUGCUGGAGAGGACAACAUUGGAGUGAAUGAGCAGAGUGACAUUUGUCUUAGUAACAGUUGUAAGACAGAGCGACCUCCUCCUCACCCUGGCCUGCUGAGAGGAUUCAGAGAGAGCAGUACGUUAUGAAAGGAUUAGAGGCUCGUUCUCUGUUCUCUAUUCCCCCUCUGUCUCUCCUCUCAGAACCCUCCCUUGUUCAGCCUCCCAGACCUCCGUAGCCGACUGAUGUAAAAAUACCAGAGAAAGAAAGCUGCAGCAGCAAUCACUCGACAGCUGAGUGCUUUUGCAUCUCAGCAUUUUAGAGAUGCUCCCAAAUCAAUGGGACGCUGGAGGCUGUCACAAAUAAAGGGUAGGAUUCAGGCUGUUAGAAACUUUCUCCAAGGAAAAUAUUCCUCAUGUUGAAAUUGUGACGUUAGCACUUUAUUUGCCCCCCAUCUGCACAAAUACGAGGUGGAAUUAUUGUCCUCUCUUCACAUAGGACCUACCUAUCAAACAUCACUUCCUCUUCUUUGGUGAGGUAUGAGUAUGUCAUUUCCUGUUCUGCUCCCUCCUUCCUGUGUAAGCCUCUGGUAGUGUCUCAUAUCAAUGUCAGUGUUAGUUAGCAUUCCAUCUGAAUGGAGUGUCUGUUUGUUCCGCCCUGCUUUGCUUUGGAUGCUGCCCCCUGUUCCUUCUCAAGCUGUUCUCCCUCCUGUCCCCUGGAAACGAAAGAGAAAUGCUGAAAUCUAUAAUAUAACUUUACAGCUGUUUUUGUGUUAAGCCACCCCACUGAAAGAGAGAGUUAGGUCUGACACAGCAAAAGACAGCAUUAUAUCCACACACUUCCCUUAUCAACCCCUGUGCGCGGGCGCGCAGCUCCCCGGGACUGCCGCGCAGAAGAAAUAUCACUGCGCUCAGAGAAGCACGAGAUUGAACUUCACUCAAGUUUUCCCCGUUAGUUAACGUUUCCCUUUACUGUGGGAAUUGUGAUCAAAUCAAUGCAAUAUUAGCCACUUUCAAUGCAACAUACCGAAACAAAACAAACUAUGCAAGAGAUUUUGUUGUAGGCAGAACGCAUCGGAGUAGGAUUCUAUUGCAUUGACAGGCACGACUCUACACAACUUGUGCACCAUAACCAAUCAGAGCUGCAGUAGGCCUAUAUGCAAAAAGACCAUUGCCAUAUAUGUAUCUGUGCCAUUCACUUUUAACUAUUUUUACAGCAUGAGUGGUUGUGAGUAGAUGCACUUGUUUUGAGAUGAAAGCGAGAACUACAUGUAGCGACGUGUGCACAUUUGUACAUUUGUUCAUAUCCUUAGUGAGUUAUUAGCCCAGUUAUAGCUAAUUUGUAGUCAGCAAUGGGGGAGUGAUUGCUUCCUACAAGAGCACAAAUCGUGUGCAUUUCUAGACAUCUUUGAAAAGCAAGUCAGCUAAAGAGCAUUUUUUUGUCUUGAAGGGGGCAGUGUUUUAUUUUGAGACAGGCUUGAAUAAGCUAAGUAGGCAGAGGGUAGCAUAAUUUGUCUGAUUCACUGUAAUACUGUUAUGGGAUUAAUGAUGCAUUUUAUUUUGUGAAGUGGUUUCUUACAACACAACAACAUUUUCAGUCACCUCCUUGUCUGAAGGACAAGUGGAUAAAAAGGGUAAUGUCAAGCCCUGCAUGUUUUUUUUCCGAAAGUCUCAUGGAAUGUAGGCCUACAUUGAACACCACACAUUGGCUGCUACUGUAGGCUGAACGAUAGAACAGCAAUUUCCAUGUAAAAAUGUUAUGGGAUGCAUUUUCUCCAUUGAUUUCUAUUGUAGGCCACUCUGGUAGGCCUACAUUAUGAUCAAAUAGCCACAGUAGCCUACUUGACCACUGUUAAAAUUAACUUAAAGCAGGUACAGCCUUGGUGUUAACAGUAAAAGCGCGCCGGAAGUUGCCCAGAAUUUUCACAACGUUCAAGUUUGCGCUCAGCAGAACUGACAUUUGCUCAGUGAUGAAUUUUCUUUGGAGGGAACAUUGGUGUGGAUAUAAUGCUGUCUUUUGCUGUGUCAGACCGAACUCUCUUUCAGUGGUUUGGCUUUACGCAGUGUGAGUAUGCGGGGACAUAGUUUGGACAUUUGUAGAAACGUUGUGGGGACUUGGUAGGGACGUCUUAACAGUGUGUGUCUAGCUUUUGUGCUCCUGGCACCCCUAUGUCACACACUGUUGUACACAUACGCACUCCGAGAGUGUGUAUGUGCCCGUAGAGUGUGUUUGUGAGCAGUCAUAUGUAUGUGUGGAAGGUUCCUGUGAGGACAACGUCCAGGUCUCCAGUACUGUCACGCAGGGACUCCCCUCUCCAUGGCAACUCCAAUGCCACGCCUAGCAACCCGGCGGGCCAGAGGAACGCCUACAGGUACCUUUUCACGUCUCUCCAUUUAUCUUUUUCUCUGUCUCGUUUUCUUUCUUUCUCUCUUUCAAUCUGUCUUUUUUGCUUUAUUUUGUUGUCACUGUCUCUCCCUCCGUCUGUCCCUCUGUUCACCACUCCACCAUCUCCUCUUCUAUUUGGGUUUUCAGUACUGGGUGGCAGGUAGUCUAGCGGUUAAGAGCGUUGGGCCAGUAACCGAAAGGUCACUGGUUCGAAUCCCUGAGCAAAGAAAUCUGCCGUUCUGCCCUUGAGCAAGGCAGUUAACCCAUAACAACUGCUCCCCAGGCGCCGAUGAUGUGGACGUCAAUUAAGGCAGUCCCCCGCACCUCUCUGAUUCAGGGAGGUUGAGUUAAAUGCAGAAGACACAUUUCGGUUGAAUGCAUUUCAUGUGCAACUGACUAGGUAUCCCCUUUCCCUAAUGUAAAACCUCUCCACUUCCCUUCUUAGCAUGCUUAGCUUCAUCUCCUGUGAGACUUUGUGUCUAUGGAAAUGUAUGUGUGUCUCUUUAUGGGUCUGUCUAUUAAUAUGUACAGUAUGUAUUUGUAUGUCUAUAUGUAAAGAAUGUGUGUGUAUGUAAAGUAUGUGUCUACACUCAGUGGCUAGUUUAUUAGGUACACCCAUCUAGUACCGGGUUGGACACCCCUUUGCCUCCAGAACAGCCUGAAUUCUUCGGGGCGUGGAAACGUUGCUCGAUUGGUAUCAAGGGACCUAAUGUGUGCCAAGAAAACAUUGCCCACACCAUUACACCACUGUCACCAGCCAGUACCGUUGACACCUGUCAGGAUGGGGCCAUGUACUCCUGACUACCAUCAGCAUGACUCAACAGGAACCGGGAUUUGUCGGACCAGGCAAUGUUUUUCCACUCUUCAAUUGUCAAGUGUUGGUGAUCGCAUGCCCACUGGAGUUGCUUCUUCUUGUUUUUAGCUGAUAGGAGUGGAACGUAGUGUGGUCGUCUGCUGCAAUAGCCCAUCCGUGAUAAGGACUGACGAGUUGUGCGUUCCGAGAUGCCGUUCUGCAUACUAUUAUUGUACUGUGCCGUUAUUUGCCUGUUUAUGGCCCGCCUGUUAGAUUGCACGAUUGCCAUUCUCCUUCGACCUCUCGACAAGCUGUUUUCGCCCACAGGACUGCCGCUGACUGGAUGUUUUUUGUUUGUCACACCAUUCUCUGUAAACCCUAGACGCUGUCGUGCGUGAAAAGCCCAGGAGGCCGGCCGUUUCUGAGAUACUGGAACCGGCGCUCCUGUCACCGAUCAUACCACACUCAGUCGCUUAGGUCACUCGUUUUACCCAUUCUAACGUUCAAUCGAACAGUAACUGAAUGCCUCGAUGCCGGUCUGCCUGCUUUAUAUAGCAAGCCACAGCUACCUGACUCACUGUCUGUAGGAGUGAUCGGGAUGGUGUACCUAAUAAACUGACCACUGAGUAUAUGUAAAGUAUGUGUGUCUAUACAGAAUGUAAAGUAUGUGUGUCUAUACAGUAUGUCAAGUUUGUCUAUACAGGAUGUAAAGUUUGACUGCCUCGCCUGGUUCACCAACUACUUCUCAGAUAGAGUUCAGUGUGUCAAAUCGGAGGGCCUGUUGUCUGGACCUAUGGCAGUCUCUAUGGGGGUGCCACAGGGUUCAAUUCUUGGGCCGACACUUUUCUCCGUGUAUAUCAAUGAUGUCGCUCUUGCUGCUGGUGACUCUCAGAUCCACCUCUACGCAGACGACACCAUUUUGUAUACAUCUGGCCCUUCAUUGGACACUGUGUUAACAAACCUCCAAACGAGCUUCAAUGCCAUACAACACUCCUUCAGUAGCCUCCAACUGCUCUUAAACACUAGUAAAACUAAAUGCAUGCUUUUCAAUCGAACGCUGCUGGCACCCGCCCACCCGACUAGAAUCACCACUCUUGACGGGUCUGACCUAGAGUAUGUGGACAACUACAAAUACCUAGGUGUCUGGUUAGACUGUAAACUCUCCUUCCAGACUCACAUAAAGAAUCUCCAAUCCAAAGUUAAAUCUAGAAUCGGCUUCCUAUUUCGCAACAAAGCCUCCUUCACUCAUGCUGCCAAACAUGCCCUCGUAAAACUGACUAUCCUACCGAUCCUUGACUUCGGCGAUGUCAUUUACAAAAUAGCCUCCAACACUCUACUCAGCAAAUUGGAUGUAGUCUAUCACAGUGCCAUCCGUUUUGUCUCCAAAGCCCCAUACGCUACCCACCACUGUGACCUGUACGCUCUUGUUGGCUGGUCCUCACUACAUGUUCGUCGUCAAACCCACUGGCUCCAGGCCAUCUAUAAAUCACUGCUAGGCAAAUCCCCGCCUUAUCUUAGCUCAUUGGUCACCAUAGCAGCACCCACCCGUAGUCUGCGCUCCAGCAGGUAUAUCUCACUGGUCAUUCCCAAAGCCAACACCUCCUUUGGCCGCCAUUCCUUCCAGUUCUCUACUGCCAAUGACUGGAACGAAUUGCAAAAAUCUCUGAAGCUGGAGACUCUUAUCUCCCUCACUAACUUUAAGCAUCAGUUGUCAGAGCACCUUACCGAUCACUGCACCUGUACACAGCCCAUCUGAAAUUAGCCCACCCAACUACCUCAUCCCUAUAUUGUUAUUUAUUUUGCUCUUUUGCACCCCAGUAUCUCUAUUUGCACAUAAUCUCUUGCACAUCUAGCAUUCCAGUGUUAAUACUAUUGUAAUUAUUUUGCACUAUAGCCUAUUUAUUGCCUUACCUCCAUAACUUGCUACAUUUGCACACACUGUAUAUAUAUUUUCUGUUGUAUUUUUGACUUUAUGUUUUUUACCCCAUAUGUAACUCUGUGUUGUUUUUAUCGCACUGCUUUGCUUUAUCUUGGCCAGGUCACAGUUGUAAAUGAGAACUUGUUCUCAACUGGCUUACCUGGUUAAAUAAAGGUGAAAUAAAAAAUAAAAAAAUAAAAAAAAUGUGUGUCUAUACUAUAACAACCCCUCUCUGUUUCUCUCCACAGUGCUGCAGCGGAGCCACGUCUGCUGUGGGAGCGGGUGGAGAAACUGGUUCCCAGGCCAGCCAGUGGCAGUGGUAGUACUGGCAGCUCCUCUGGCUCCAGUAACUCCAGCUCCCAGCCCAGCUCUCACAGCGGCUCAGGGGAGAGGUUCAGAGCCCGCUGUGAGUCUGAUAUUCCCCUGAUACACACACGCAUUCAUAGUCUCACGCAUAGUUUCUUAUAUGCACACUCUCAAGACACCCACACACACACAUAACCACUGUUUACAAAGUACUCACAUUUACAUUUACAAUUAAAUUCGUGGCACAAUUCUCCACAUAGCUCUUCAAUUUACUGACCGGUAUCCCCCAUUGUCCCCCUCUCAGCCUCGUCAAAGUCUGAGGGUAAUCCCCUCCAACGUCCAGAGCAUGCUGGGAAAAAACCUGAGGAGAGGAAGGAGUUGGUCAGACCUAACCGACUGGCGGUGAGACCUUACCCCCGUGAAACUAGUGGACUAGCUGACUAGCCAACUAGUUUACUAGCUAGUGUACUAACUAGUGUUGAACUACACUAAGUGACAGUGACACUUCAGAAAGCGGUGGAAUUAACAGUUUUGAGUGGGAAUGAUGGUUUUACAAUAAUCUGACAUAGUUAUUUUUGUGUGUGUGUGUGUUUCGCCCUCUGCGCUGUGGAUUACCGGUACUCGUGAAUUCUGUAGGGGGAAGUGGUAAGCUGGAAUGAAAUGGAGUGGGUAUUUGUACUGACGAUCUCAUUGGCUGAAGGGUUCUGUACUAAUGGCUUGCCUCUCUCCUGAUUGGUGCUAUUUUACUCAUGUUCCUUUUAAUCUCAUCCCCUCAUACUUGUUAUAUUUCUUUCUAUUGGAUCAUUCAAUCACUCACAUACUUGCAGCCCCUUCCUUCCUUGAAUGCUCGGGUCUGGUCAUCUGAUGGACUCACUAACCUCUUCCAGCCUUGUGGACACAUUGGCAGUAUGGCAGCAGUGUAUGUACUUACUCAUCAAUUUUCUCAUAUCCUAUUGGCUUUGCUACUCACCGGCCGGCUCUUCAUUGGCUGGCGCACCUGUGACCUCACUUCUUCCCCCAGCAGCUUCCUGUCUCCUGCAUUUAACCCUGCGAGUGACCUGGCAACAAAUCCACAACCCGGAAAGAGAGCUAAAAAAGAGAGGGAGAGCAAGACUGAAAGGGAUGGAAACAUAGUUUGACCUCUGACCCCCCCCCCCCCCCCCCCCCCUUCCUAGGACCUGACAGCGCUGGCCAAAGAGCUGCGUGCGGUGGAGGACGUGCCACGUCCCCACAAGGUGACAGACUACUCCUCAUCCAGUGAGGAGUCGGGGACCACGGAUGAGGAUGAGGAUGAUGAAGAGGUGGACCAGGAGGGAGGGGAGGAGUCUACAUCAGGACCAGAGGACUCUCGCGCUGUGUAUGUAGAGGAGGACACCUGAACCCUAACCCCUAACCCUUCUCACAAUGAGUACGGUUACAUGCACACAAUAAUAUAAGUAUUGUGAAUAGUCAGGAUAAUAUAAUAGUUUGAUUUAAACGUUAACAUGCUUUGCAAGUAGAACGAUUUCCCUAAUAAUCCUGUUUACAUGGACAGAUCUGAAAACAGGCUACCUGAUGGGACUGUGAUAAAUGCCCAAAAUCGCCAAUCAAAAUAAACAUUCUACCACAGCGACCAUGUUAUUUUUGGGGAAACUAUUUGAUUCUGAGUUCCGACAUAUUCAUGUGUGUAUGUGAAAACUAUUUAUAAGAUGCAUACUUUGUUUUUCCGAACUCGUGCUAGCACAUGCACAGAUCAAAUACACCGCUGUAACUCUGAUUAAGGCAUUUACAUGUCAUAAUAAUUCGAGACCAGGUGUUUUAAUCGUUGUAUGCUUACUUGGAUUAUGACCUCACGCUGAUUUAAGAUGAGCAGAGUUAGGUGUUUACAUGACUAUUGCCAUACUCGGCCUAGUGCUAUGAUCAGUUUAAUAUCAAAUUAUUAGUGUGCAUUUAAACGUACUCAAUUACAUCAUAUUGCAAUGACAUUUGAGCUUGUGAUUGCAGUGAAGGAAAAGUCAUGUCAUUAUAACUAGGACUGGGAAUUGCCAGGGACCUCAAGAUACGAUAAUAUUACCAUACUUCGGUGCCAAUAUGAUAUGUAUUACAAUUCUACAUGUAUUGAGAUUCGAUGUUCUAAACCAUACGUCUGCUGCAGAGAGACGAAGGAGCCAUGAGAAAACAAGGUUUGAGCAGUCAUGGAAAUAAGUGCUAAAAACGAAUUGGCUCCCUAAAAGAAAAAGGAGAACAAGCUACACGUACAGUGGGGAAAAAAAAGUAUUUAGUCAGCCACCAAUUGUGCAAGUUCUCCCACUUAAAAAGAUGAGAGAGGCCUGUAAUUUUCAUCAUAGGUACACGAGAAAAAAAAUUCCAGAAAAUCACAUUGUAGGAUUUUUUAUGAAUUUAUUUGCAAAUUAUGGUGGAAAAUAAGUAUUUGGUCAAUAACAAAAGUUUCUCAAUACUUUGUUAUAUACCCUUUGUUGGCAAUGACACAGGUCAAACGUUUUCUGUAAGUCUUCACAAGGUUUUCACACACUGUUGCUGGUAUUUUGGCCCAUUCCUCCAUGCAGAUCUCCUCUAGAGCAGUGAUGUUUUGGGGCUGUCGCUGGGCAACACGGACUUUCAACUCCCUCCAAAGAUUUUCUAUGGGGUUGAGAUCUGCAGACUGGCUAGGCCACUCCAGGACCUUAAAAUGCUUCUUACGAAGCCCCUCCUUCGUUGCCCGGGCGGUGUGUUUGGGAUCAUUGUCAUGCUGAAAGACCCAGCCACGUUUCAUCUUCAAUGCCCUUGCUGAUGGAAGGUGGUUUUCACUCAAAAUCUCACGAUACAUGGCCCCAUUCAUUCUUUCCUUUACACGGAUCAGUCGUCCUGGUCCCUUUGCAGAAAAACAGCCCCAAAGCAUGAUGUUUCCACCCCCAUGCUUCACAGUAGGUAUUGUAAUGAUGUAAAAAAAUAAAUAAUGUAUGGUGUUCUUUGGAUGCAACUCAGCAUUCUUUGUCCUCCAAACACGACGAGUUGAGUUUUUACCAAAAAGUUCUAUUUUGGUUUCAUCUGACCAUAUGACAUUCUCCCAAUCCUCUUCUGGAUCAUCCAAAUGCACUCUAGCAAACUUCAGACGGGCCUGGACAUGUACUGGCUUAAGCUAGGGGACACGUCUGGCACUGCAGGAUUUGAGUCCCUGGCGGCGUAGUGUGUUACUGAUGGUAGGCUUUGUUACUUUGGUCCCAGCUCUCUGCAGAUCAUUCACUAGGUCCCCCCGUGUGGUUCUGGGAUUUUUGCUCACCGUUCUUGUGAUCAUUUUGACCCCAUGGGGUCAGAUCUUGCGUGGAGCCCCAGAUCGAGGGAGAUUAUCAGUGGUCUUGUAUGUCUUCCAUUUCCUAAUAAUUGCUCCCACAGUUGAUUUCUUCAAACCAAGCUGCUUACCUAUUGCAGAUUCAGUCUUCCCAGCCUGGUGCAGGUCUACAAUUUUGUUUCUGGUGUCCUUUGACAGCUCGUUGGUCUUGGCCAUAGUGGAGUUUGGAGUGUGACUGUUUGAGGUUGUGGACAGGUGUCUUUUAUACUGAUAACAAGUUCAAACAGGUGCCAUUAAUACAGGUAACGAGUGGAGGACAGAGGAGCCUCUUAAAGAAGAAGUUACAGGUCUGUGAGAGCCAGAAAUCUUGCUUGUUUGUAGGUGACCAAAUACUUAUUUUCCACCAUAAUUUGCAAAUAAAUUCAUUAGAAAUCCUACAAUGUGAUUUUCUGGAAAAAAAAUUCUCAAUUAGUCUGUCAUAGUUGACGUGUACCUAUGAUGAAAAUUACAGGCCUCUCAUCUUUUAAAGUGGGAGAACUUGCACAAUUGGUGGCUGACUAAAUACUUUUUUUCCCCACUGUAUGAAGGAAAAGUUCUGGCGUUUUGGUGCAGGAACAGAAAACUAGUGCUAAAAUAAUAUUGCGGUAUUGUGAAAACGAUACGAUAUAUCGUCAAAAAUAAUAUCCCGAUAUGUAACUGUAUUGUUUUUUUUCCCCCCAUAACUAACCAUCUUCCUGUUUCUCUGUUCAUUCUACCUCCCCCACCAGCUCUUCCAGACUGAACAACGGAGAGAUGGAGUCGGUGAAGACCUUGAUCGUUCACGACGAGGGCGAGAGUGACUCUAAAACCACACCCUGUAAAGAUGGCACUCUGAUCGUCAGACCGGUAAGGCCAACACCAAGUCCAUGCAGACUGGGAGGAGUCAACUACAUCUCUUAUAACAACAUUAUCAGUCACACACUGUAAACCUUUUAGUUAUUUUAUUGUGGUAUUUCAUAUACUCAUUUGUCCCCUUAUAGUUUACCCACUGUGUUUGAUAUUGUGUUGGACCUCAUCUUAUUUGUUCUGUCAUUGUUUACUUUGGGUUGCUGGUGAAGGGGUUUGGGUUAGAGUGGAAAGGGCUUGGUUAGCCUGGAGAAAUGGACCCACUCCCAGUAUUAACCACCCGCUCCCCCAUUAGAUGACAGUAUAAGGGCUAGAUGGUAGUCCUGCAACAGAUUGAAGUUCUUAAAAUGGCUCCACUAAAGUCAUAUAAAUAAUUUAUUAAGAAAUGUAAACAAAAUAAUUAUACUUUUGGUCUCUGUUAUUGACCAUUCUCUUAUACUUAACCCCCAAUUGAAUGUGUCUGAAGUCUCUUACAGUAGUAGACUAGCUCUAGUAGACUGUACCUUCAGUAGACUACUUUAGUAGACUAGUCUUCCCUUAACACAAUAGCCAAUAGAAUCCCUCCACUGCAUAGAAAGAAACCUAGACCCAAAGUGUGCCCCUGUUCUUACUUCCAGAGUACAGGUGACAACAAAAAGCGACCUGUCCCCAGCCCUGGUCAAGGCCCUGGCCCUGUCCCUGGCUUUAACACCAGCCCCGGGCUGAUUCACCCUGCCCUCCAGGGCCUUCCAGGCCUCCAAGGCCACCAGGAGAAAAAUGGCUUUGUGGGCCGCAUUCACCUCCUGCCUGACCUGAUCCAGCAGAGCCACCACUCCCCCUCCUCCUCCGCCUCCUCCUCUCCCUCCUCCAGCCUGGCCAGCCCCACCAUGUCCAUGUCCCCCCAGAGCCCCCUGGACAAGCUCAGCAUGCUCCUGGAGGUACGUCCCUCAGCCCCCCUCUGACCCCUGGUCCUCCGUCAGGCCUCUGCUGGUUGCAUCUGGUAGUGCUCUCUCUCUGGCCACCUCUCUCUGGUCACUCUGCUGGUUGCAUCUGGUAGUGCUCUCUCUCUGGCCACCUAGUGGGCCUCUUUAUCGCUUCCUUUUUCUGAGUGAGACAACUACUCUAGUUUCCUCCAAGCUCUGUAGGUAAGGUGGUGUGGUGAUGGAUAAUUUUUGUUGCUCCCCCUAAAAAAAUAUAUUAUUUUGACCAAAUUUCUGGUAUUUGACAUAAUUUCUUAUUAUAGUUUUUGAGACUAUAUUAGGUUGCGCUGGCUUACAUGUCCUUGGAGGCCCAUUACGGGGUUUCCUCUAGCCCUAAGAUCUCUCUCUCUCUGAUUAUUAUUUGUGGCUUUUAAUCAGUCAGAUCGUUAAAGACAUCUUCCAGAAACCCUCUCAAGACUAGGCUACGACGUAACAUAUUUCAGGAAUAAGGCAAUUGUUUUACCAUAAAAAGACAUUCCUUGAAAUAUAUUUUUGUUCCUCAGCUUUUGUUUUUACCUGAACAUUCCAUCUAUUUGACCUCUACCCACCACCAUAGAGACCUCUUGUUUUUUCCUUUUUCACUUUACUUCAUUGUGUGAUUUUGUGAGUUUUUCCCUAUGCCUGAUAUCUGCAUGCUCCUUACAUCUGCCUCAGUUUAUUGUGUCCAUCUUUCAAAAUGUCUGUUUGGUAGUCUUUGAACUUGUAUUGAACUUAUAUAUUGCAUAUUGCACACACUGCUGCCAUUGUAGUCUUGGUCUAUGAGUUGGGAGGUAAGUCAAUGUCAUAAUGAUAGAAAUACAUGUGAUUCUAUGUAUCGUCAUUGUUGUUCUAUUCACCUGCUCCUCUAGAGUCAUUCUGUCAGCAACACCAUGCAGAAACACAAGUCCUCCUCCUCCUUCACUCCUUUUAUCGAUCCACGCCUCCUCCAGGUCUCUACAUCCGGCGCCGCUCUCAACAACCUGGGUAAACCCGUUCUCCCAGCCCCCUUAUUGGACGACAAGUUCCCUUCAGUAGUAUCUGAGUGGUUCCCUCCAGUGUCAAUCAACCUGGUGUUAGAUUCUGAGGCAACACCAGAGAACACCUGUUUAUUCUCUACAAAAGUUAUAUAAAUGUAUACUAAAUAUAACUGAAUAUAUAUGACAGUAAUACAUAAUCUGCUUGUAUUUCCAACUGAAUCCCUUCCUUGUCCCUGCAGCUUUUGGGAACGACGCCAGGCUGGCGGAGGCACUGAGGGCGGACCCGUCACGUAAAGGCUCCGUGGUCAACGUGAACCCUGUCAACACACGGCCGCAGAGCGACACCCCAGAGAUCCGCAAGUACAAGAAGAGGUUCAACUCUGAGAUCCUGUGUGCUGCGCUCUGGGGUGAGUGGUCACAAUUAUCUCUGCUAUGUAGUUAUCACAGUCAUAUCAGUCUUCGCCAGCAGGUGGUAGCAAACUAAAUGUGAAAGUGUGUGUUUUUGUGUAGGAGUGAACCUGCUGGUGGGGACAGAGAGUGGUCUGAUGCUGCUGGAUCGUAGCGGUCAGGGGAAGGUGUACCCCCUCAUCAGUCGACGCCGCUUCCAACAGAUGGACGUCCUGGAGGGCCUAAACGUCCUGGUUACUAUAUCAGGUAGGUACACGCUAUACAUUUAGUUACUACACACACACACACACACACACACACACACACACACACACACACACACACACACACACACACUAUACAUGCACAGUUACUACACAUACAUGGGAAAACACAGAAAUGCAAACACACGCACAUGCACACACACACACACACACACACACACACACACAUUUUUAAGAUGUCUAUGGGAUCUCUGAUGAGACCGUUCGUGCAAAGCUAUUUUAGUCUGAUUCCAGACUUAUUCAGACAGGCAGUGUCUGACUGUAGGUUCCUGCUUCUCUUUCCUGUGCUGUGGUCACAUCAUUCAUUCAUUGUACCAACCAAUGCUGGCUCUUCUGGUGUCACUCAACAGACAUUCAGCCAGAGGAAAUCGAGUAAAUGGCCAGUGAGCGUGUAGGACAUCAUAUAUUUGUAUUGCAUGUCCACUGACACACACGCAAAGGUUUCCAUGGUGGAAGCACGGAAACACACACAGAUACGGCAGGUAGCUUAGUGGUUAAGAGCGUAGUGCCAGUAACCGAAAGGUUGCUGGUUCUAAUCCCUGAGCCGACUAGGUGAAAAAUCUGCCGAUGUGCCCUUGAGCAAGGCACUUAACCCUAAUUGCUCCUGUAAGUCACUCUGGAUAAGAGCGUCUGCUAAAUGACUAAAAAUAUAAAUAGAUAGUCAGAUUUAUCAUUUUGAUGUAAUUUUGCAAUGAAUGAAAGAAAGGGUCCAUGCUCUAAAGAGACGUUGAGACAAUUUGAUGUUGCUUCUUCAGUUUUUAGCUUAGAUGGAAAUGCAAAUGUGUUAUCCUUCAAGUCAUUGUACUGGAUCAUUCUCAGUAGAUUAAUAUAAAAGUUGUGUGUGUUCCGACUUGUUGGUCAGGUUACAGAAAAUGUUGUCUUUCAAUUUGAAGACCUACAUUCACAAACACAAUAUUCCGUUAUGUUGCAACAUGUUGUCAAAUAUUCAGUACAGGUUCUACAACAAUACAGACCCUGUCAUUGACUCAGCAUAUCCUCUGUACUAGUAUUGAUAAUGAUUUCAAAUAUGUUCAUCACAAUUGAAAUAAAUAAAUAAAUACAUAGUAAAAACUCCAAUAAUACCUCUAUUCAUUGAAAUAGGUGUGUACAGUAAGACGGCUUCCUCCACCCAUUACAUAGGAGUAGGGUGAAGUUGCCCCUACACGCUGAUCUUAGGUCAGUUUGGCAUUUUCCCCACUAGAUCUGUACCUAGGGGAAACGUCACCCCCUGUGCCAUUACAUAUUGAUUAUACAGUACCAGUCAAAAGUUUGGACACACCUACUCAUUCAAGGAAUUUUCUUAAUUUUUUACUAUUUUGUACAUUGUAGAAUAAUAGUGAAGACAUCAAAACUAUGAAAUAACACAUAUGGAAUCAUGUAGUAACAUAAAAAUGUUUGAGAUUUUUCAAAUAGCCACCCUUUUGCCUUGAUGACAGCUUUGCAAGCUCUUUGCAUUCUCUCAACCUGCUUCACCUGGAAUGGUUUUUCAACAGUCUUGAAAGAGUUCCCACAUAUGCUGAGCACUUGUUGGCUGCUUUUCCUUCACUCUGCCGUCCGACUCAUCCCAAACCACCUCAAUUGGGUUGAGGUCGGGGGAUUGUGAAGGCCAGGUCAUCUGAUGCAGCACUCCAUCACUCUCCUUCUUGGUAAAAUAUCCCUUACACAGCCUGGAUGUGUGUUGGGUUAUUGUCCUGUUGAAAAACAAAUUAUAGUCCCACUAAGCCCAAACCAGAUGGGAUGGCAUAUCACUGCAGAAUGCUGUGGUAGCCAUGCUGGUUAAGUGUGCCUUGAAUUCUAAAUAGAUCACAGACAGUGUCACCAGCAAAGCACCCCCACACCAUAACACCUCCUCCAUGCUUUACGGUGGGAACUAAUCAUGCGGAGAUCAGCCGUUCACCCACACUGCGACUCACAAAGACACGGCGUCUUGAACCAAAAAUCUCAAAUGUGGACUCCAGACAAAAGGACACAUCUCCACCGGUAUAAUGUCCAUUGCUCGUGUUUCUUUGCCCAAGCAGGUCUCUUCUUCUUAUUGGUGUCCUUUUAGUAGUGGUUUCCUUGCAGCAAUUCGACCAUGAAGGCCUGAUUCCCACAGUCCCCUCUGAACAGUUGAUGUUGAGAUGUCUGUUACUUGAACUCUGUGAAGCAUUUAUUUGGGAUGCAAUUUCUGAGGCUGGUAACUCUAAUGAAUGUAUCAUCUGCAGCAGAGGUAACUCUGGGUCUUCCAUUCCUGUGGCGGUCCUCAUGAGAGCCAGUUUCAUCAUAGCGCUUGAUGGUUUUUGCGACUGCAAAAUUGUACGUAUUGACUGACCUUCAUGUCUUAAAGUAAUGGACUGUCGUUUCUCUUUGUUUCUUCGAGCUGUUCUUGCCAUAAUAUGGACUUGGUCUUUUACCAAAUAGGGCUAUCUUCUGUAUAUCCCCCCUACCUUGGCACAACACAACUGAUUGGCUCAAACGCAUUAACUUUUAAGAAGUCACACCUGUUAAUUGAAACGCAUUCCAGGUGACUACCUCAUGAAGCUGGUUGAGAGAAUGCCAAGAGUGUGCAAAGCUGUCAUCAAGGCAAAGGGUGGAUAUUUGAAGAAUCUCAAAUAUAAAAUAUAUUUUGAUUUGUUUAACACUUUUUUGUUUACUACAUGAUUCUAUAUGUGUUAUUUCAUAGUUUUGAUGUAUUCACUAUUAUUCUACAAUGUAAAUUUUUAAAAAAAUAAAGUAAAACCCUUGAAUGAGUAGGUGUGUCCAAACUUUUGACUGGUAGUGUAUAUCGUAGGUGCAUUGUAGGUACCCUGACCCUUGACCUCUCCCGCUUGUCUGACUGUCCCGUGCAGGCAAGAAGAACAAGCUGCGUGUGUACUAUCUGUCCUGGCUGAGGAACAAGAUCCUGCACAAUGACCCUGAGGUGGAGAAGAAGCAGGGCUGGGUCACUGUGGGAGACCUGGAGGGCGCUGUUCACUACAAAGUUGGUAUGUCCCAUCUCCAGCAUGCAUUUGGCCAGUGUGGUUGAAAGGAUGGGAAGGUAUUUUUUGGGGAGAAAAUUGAGGACAGUUUUAGCAUAGAAAUUGAUGUUAUGGUAAAAUGUGUCUGCACAAACAUGUUUAGGAUCCAUUGUUUUAUAAGUCAGCACUUCAUGUCAUGAUUGAAACAUGUUGGAAGAGUUUGGUCAUGAAAUCUACAGCAACGUACAAAAUACCCUCUGUCUACCCAGCGAACGCCAUGUCCCAAUUCUGCACUGUCACAUCUCUGAGUAGGAUAAUAAGACUGUAAUAUGUCAGCUAAUAGCAUUUUGGUAGAAUUUGUAUCUGGGGGCAGAGAACUUAAAAACAAUAAGGCUACUGUGUCAUUAAACAUCUUGAGGAUGCUCUGAAUUGACCUUGUUAGUUGGUGCCUCCUGAUGGCAACAUCCUCAUGUGUCCCAACUGGUUUAUUCCCCAGUGAAAUACGAGAGGAUCAAGUUUUUGGUUCUGGCCCUGAAGAACUCGGUGGAGGUCUAUGCAUGGGCACCGAAGCCGUACCAUAAGUUCAUGGCUUUCAAGGUGAAACCUUAGAUGCCCCUGCUUAUGCAUGAUAGCUAUUCACUUCCAUCUGUUCAAUCAGUUAUGCAGCUAUUGUGAAUUGUCAUGACAAUGAUAAAAUGACUCCCAGACACACAUGCACACAUUACUGUACUGUAUGUGAAUAACCUUUGUCCCCUGGUUGACCCCUGCAGUCGUUUGGUGACCUGGUGCACAAGCCCCUGCUGGUUGACCUGACGGUGGAGGAGGGUCAGAGGUUAAAGGUAAUCUAUGGCUCCAGUAACGGAUUCCAUGCCGUGGACGUGGACUCAGGGGCCGUCUACGACAUCUACCUGCCCACCCAUGUAAGAAACACACUCAUGUCUCUGGAACCUCUCAUCCCCUUCUUCCCCCCUCUUUCUUCAAACAUACAUUGCCUUGCAACAGUAUUCAUCCCCCUUGGGGGUUUUCCUAUUUUGUUGCAUUACAACCUGUAAUUUAAAUUUAUUUUUAUUUGGAUUUCAUGUAAUGGACAUACACAAAAUAGUCCAAAUUGGUGAAGUGAAAUGAAAAAAAUAACUUGUUUCAAAAAAUUCUAAAAAAUAAAUAACGGAAAAGUUGUGCGUGCAUACAGUGAAGGAAAAAAGUAUUUGAUCCCCUGCUGAUUUUGUACGUUUGCCCACUGACAAAGACACGAUCAGUCUAUAAUUUUAAUGGUAGGUUGAACAGUGAGAGACAGAAUAACAACUAAAAAAUCCAGAAAAAACGCAUGUCGAAAAUGUUAUCAAUUGAUUUGCAUUUUAAUGAGGGAAAUAAGUAUUUGACCCCUCUGCAAAACAUGACUUAGUAGUUGGUGGCAAAACCCUUGUUGGCAAUCACAGAGGUCAGACGUUUCUUGUAGUUGGCCACCAGGUUUGCACAUAUCUCAGGAGGGAUUUUGUUCCACUCCUCUUUGCAGAUCUUCUCCAAGUCAUUAAGGUUUCGAGGCUGACAUUUGUCAACUCGAACCUUCAGCUCCCUCCACAGAUUUUCUAUGGGAUUAAGGUCUGGAGACUGGCUAGGCCACUCCAGGACCUUAAUGUGCUUCUUCUUGAGCCACUCCUUUGUUGCCUUGGCCGUGUGUUUUGGGUCAUUGUCAUGCUGGAAUACCCAUCCACGACCCAUUUUCAAUGCCCUGGCUGAGGGAAGGAGGUUCUCACCCAAGAUUUGACGGUACAUGGCCCCGUCCAUCGUCCCUUUGAUGCGGUGAAGUUGUCCUGUCCCCUUAGCAGAAAAACACUCCCAAAGCAUAAUGUUUCCACCUCCAUGUUUGACGGUGGGGAUGGUGUUCUUGGGGUCAUAGGCAGCAUUCCUCCUCCUCCAAACAAGGCGAGUUGAGUUGAUCCCAAAGAGCUCGAUUUUGGUCUCAUCUGACCACAACACUUUCACUCCGUUCUCCUCUGAAUUAUUCAGAUGUUCAUUGGCAAACUUCAGACGGCCCUGUAUAUGUGCUUUCUUGAGCAGGGGGACCUUGCGGGCGUUGCAGGAUUUCAGUCCUUCACGGCGUAGUGUGUUGUCAAUUGUUUUCUUGGUGACUAUGGUCCCAGCUGCCUUGAGAUCAUUGACAAGAUCCUCCCGUGUAGUUCUGGGCUGAUUCCUCACCGUUCUCAUGAUCAUUGCAACUCCACGAGGUGAGAUCUUGCAUGGAGCCCCAGGCCGAGGGAGAUUGACAGUUCUUUUGUGUUUCUUCCAUUUGCGAAUAAUCGCACCAACUGUUGUCACCUUCUCACCAAGCUGCUUGGCGAUGGUCUUGUAGCCCAUUCCAGCCUUGUGUAGGUCUACAAUCUUGUCCCUGACAUCCUUGGAGAGCUCUUUGGUCUUGGCCAUGGUGGAGAGUUUGGAAUCUGAUUGAUUGAUUGCUUCUGUGGACAGGUGUCAUUUAUACAGGUAACAAGCUGAGAUUAGGAGCACUCCCUUUAAGAGUGUGCUCCUAAUCUCAGCUCGUUACCUGUAUAAAAGACACCUGGGAGCCAGAAAUCUUUCUGAUUGAGAGGGGGUCAAAUACUUAGUUACCUCAUUAAAAUGCUAAUCAAUUUAUAACAUUUUUGAAAUGCGUUUUUCUGGAUUUUUUUGUUGUUAUUCUGUCUCUCACUGUUCAAAUAAACCUACCAUUAAAAUUAUAGACUGAUCAUUUCUUUGUCAGUGGGCAAAUGGACAAAAUCAGCAGGGGAUCAAAUACUUUUUUCCCUCUUAUGUAUUUACCCCCUUUGCUAUGAAGCCCCUAAAUAAGAUCUGGUGCAACCAAUUACCGUUAGAAGGCACAUAAUUAGUUAAAUAAAGUCCACCUGUGUGCAAUCUAAGUGUCACAUGAUCUGUCACAUGAUCUCAGAAUAUAUACACCUGUUCUGAAAGGCCCCAGAGUCUGCAACACCACUAAGCAAGGGGCACCAUCAAGCAAGCGGCACCAUGAAGACCAAGUAGCUCUCCAAACAGGUCAGGGACAAAGUUGUGGAGAAGUACAGAUCAGGGUUGGGUUAUAAAAAAAUAUCAGAAACUUUGAACAUCCCACGGAGCAACAUUAAAUCCAUGAUUAAAAAAUUGAAAGAAUAUGGCACCACAACAAACCAGCCAAGAGAGGGCCGCCCACAUAAACUCACGGACCAGGCAAGGAGGGCAUUAAUCAGAGAGGCAACAAAGAGACCAAAGAUAACCCUGAAGGAGCAGCAAAGUUCCACAGCGGAGAUUGGAGUAUCUGUCCAUAGGACCACUUUAAGCUGUACACUCCACAGAGCUGGGCUUUAUGUAAGAGUGGCCAGAAAAAAGCCAUUGCUUAAAGAAAAAAAUAAGCAAACACGUUUGGUGUUCACCAAAAGGCAUGUGGGAGACUCUCCAAAUAUAUGGAAGAAGGUACUGUGGUCAGAUGACACUAGAAUUUAGCUUUUUGGCCAUCAAGGAAAACGCUAUGUCUGGCGCAAACCAAACACCUCUCAACACCCCGAGAACACCAUCCCCACAGUGAAGCAUGGUGGUGGCAGCAUCAUGCUGUGGGGAUGUUUUUCAUGGGCAGGGACUGGGAAACUGGUCAGAAUUGACGGAAUGAUGGAUGGCGCUAAAUACAGGGAAAUUCUUGAGGGAAACCUGUUUCAGUCUUCCAGAGACUGGGACAGAGGUUCACCUUCCAGCAGGACAAUGACCCUAAGCAUACUGAGUGGCGCAGUGGUCUAAGGCACUGCAUCGCAGUGCUAACUGUGCCACUAGAGAUCCUGGUUCGAAUCCAGGCUCUGUCGCAGCCGGCCGCGACCGGGAGACUCAUGGGCGGCGCACAAUUGGCCCAGCAUCGUCCAGGGUAGGGGAGGGAAUGGCCGGCAGGGAUGUAGCUCAGUUGAUAGAGCAUGGCGUUUGCAACGCCAGGGUUGUGGGUUCGAUUCCCACGGGGGGCCAGUAUAAAAAAAUAUGUAUUCACUAACUGUAAGUCGCUCUGGAUAAGAGCGUCUGCUAAAUGACUAAAAUGUAAAUGUAAUGUAAUGCAACACUUGAGUGGUUUUAGGGGAAAAUGUUCAAUGUCUUGGAAUGGCCUAGUCAAAGCCCAGACCUCAAUCCAAUUGAGAAUCUGUGGUAUGACUUAAAGAUUGCUGUACACCAGCGGAACCCAUCCAACUUGAAGUAGCUGGAGCAGUUUUGCCUUGAAGAAUGGGCAAAAAUCCAAGUGGCUAGAUGUGCCAAGCUUAUAGAGACAUACCCCAAGACACUUUGGGGGUGGGACCGGGGUGGGCAAUGCACGCUCAAGUUUUCUGUUUUUCACAAGAAAAAAUAUUUUGUAGCUUCAAAGUGAUAGGCAUGUUGUGUAAAUCAAAUGAUACAAACCCCCAAAAAAAUCAAUUUAAAUUCCAGGUUGUAAGGCAACAAAAUAGGAAAGAUGCCAAGGGGGGUGAAUACUUUCACAAGCCACUGUAACUUCAUUAUUGAAUGAAUAAUUUCUCUCUCUCCCCCUCUUUCUCUCUCUCUCUCCCCCUCGUUCUCUCUCUCUUCUCUCUCCCCCACUUCCUCUCUCCUCUCUUCCCCCUCUUCGUUCUCUCUCUCUCCCCCUCUUUCUCUCUCUCUCUCCCCCUCUUUCUCUCUCUCUCUCCCCCUCUUUCUCUCUCUCUCUUCCUCUUUCUCUCUCUCUUCCCCUCUUUCUCUCUCUCUCUCCCUCCCACUCUCUCUCACUCUCCCCCUCUUUCUCUCUCUCCCCCUCUCUCUCUCCCUCUCCCUCUGUAGAUCCAGACCAGUAUCCAGUCCCAUGCCAUCAUCAUCCUGCCCAACACAGAUGGCAUUGAGCUGCUGGUGUGUUACGAGGACGAGGGUGUCUAUGUCAACACUUAUGGACGCAUCACCAAGGACGUGGUGCUGCAGUGGGGCGAGAUGCCCACCUCCGUGGGUAAGUGGACACAGACGCACAUGUACGCAUACACACUCACACACAAUAGGUCCUUAAGUGAAGUGUUUAAGCAUGUUAACUCGGUUGCCAUCCCACCGACUCACACCCCUAUCCCCCUCUUUGUCUUUCUCUCUGUAGCCUAUAUCCGUUCUAACCAGAUCAUGGGCUGGGGGGAGAAAGCCAUAGAGAUCAGAUCUGUGGAGACUGGACAUCUGGACGGAGUCUUCAUGCACAAGAGAGCCCAGAGACUCAAGUUCCUGUGUGAGAGGAAUGACAAGGUGAGACCCCUGGACACGUACAUACACACUUGGAGGUACUCUCCCCAGGUCUGUUUACACAAAUAACUCUGUCCAAAUAAAAUAAAAUCAAUUUAAAUAGUCCAGGUGGCCAUUUGAUUAAUUGUUCAGCAGUCUUAUGGCUUGGGGGUAGAAGCUGUUAAGGAGCCUUUUGGACCUAGACUUGGUGCUCCGGUACCGCUUGCCGUGCAGUAGCAGAGAGAACAGUCUAUGACUUGGGUGACUGGAGUCUUUGUCUCCACCUAGUAUAUAGGUCCUGGAUGGCAGGAAGCUUGGCCCCAGUGAUGUACUGGGCCAUACGCACUACCCUCUGUAGCGCCUUGCGGUCGGAGGUCGAGCAGUUGCCAUACCAGGCGGUGAUGCAACCGGUCAGGAUGCUCUCGAUGGUGCAGCUGUAUAACUUUUUGAGUAUCUGGGGACCCAUGGCAAAUUGUUUCAGUCUCCUGAUGGGGAAAAGGUGUUGUCGUGCCCUCUUCACGACUGUCUUGGUGUGUUUGGACCAUGAUAGUUGGUCCCUCUCAGACCUCUCCCACCUUCUAGUGUGUCACAAAGCGCUGACUCAUCCUGUGUCCCAGGCAACCCUGCAGUGACUCAGGACCCCAUUUAUUGAGUCUAUCGAUCUGCCUAGCACUGUUUUCCCAUUCUAUUAAAAUACAGGGUAUUUUUAGACAGGCAGCAGUUAGUCUGAAGUGGCCAUCAAUGCUAGUUUCUGAGACUUCACGCUCCCUCGUUGACUAGUGGAGUAGGCAGAUUAACACACUGAGGGAGGCUAUACACCUACUAUAUCCCUGGCUUCCUUAAGAAUAGCAAAAUAAGAUUUCAUGUUCACAAACCUUUUUGCCGCUGUUAGAUCUUUGUUAUACACACCAACUAAGAGCUGAACUAGCUAGAAUGUUAGAGGAGUGGGACCGACCAUAAAGCAGAAGCAGCUGAUGUCUGGUGGAGAGAGCUAGUCUGACCGCAGUUUCCCCAUUUCAUAUGGUUUACUGCAGGGAUCAUUAAAUAGAUUAAGCCGACGGGCCAAUUUUUUUCUUGAGCGGAUGGUUAGGGGACCGGAACAUAAUGACAAAUAAGAUAUCAUAUUUGACUAAAACAUAAUAAUUUCAAACCUUGCUUACAUUUGUAUAUGAUCACAUACUGUACAUCUCUCUAUUAUGCGUGGGAAUACUUUAGAACCAAUUUCCAAAAAAAUUAAAUCACGGAGCUGAUUUGCUGGUAUUCUUUUUCUUAUGUCCAACAAUUUUUAAAAAAUGUGUUACAAAAAUACAUAUUUUUUUUGCUCAGAAAACUUGGGGGCCAAAUAAAAUCACCUGCCGGCCAAAGUACAGUUGAAAAAACUCCAAGGCGCUCAUUGGUUUGUUGAAAAGUCCCAAAAUCAUUUUAAGUAUCUAUAUCUGGGAAUAUCGUUUUUCUGGGAAUCUGGGAAAGUAUUCAGACCCUUUCACUUUUUCCACAUUUUGUUACGUUACAGCCUUAUUCUGAAAUGUAUUACACUUAUUUUUUCCCUCAUCAAUCUACACACAAUACCCCAUAAUGACAAAGCAAAAACAGGGGAGAAGGGCCUUGGUCAGGGAGGUGACCAAGAACCCGAUGGUCACUCUGACAGAGCUCUAAAGUUCCUCUGUGGAGAUGGGAGAACCUUCCAGAAGGACAACCAUCUCUGCAGCACUCCACCAAUCAGGCUUUUAUGGUAGUGGCCAGACGGAGGCCACUCCUCAGUAAAAGGCACAUGAAAGCCCGCUUGGAGUUUUCCAAAAGGCACCUAAAGGACUCUCAGACCGUGAUAAACUAGAUUAUCUGGUCUAAAGAAGAUUGAACUAUCUGGCCUGAAUGCCAAGCGUCACGUCUGGAGGAAACCUGGCCAAUACCAUCUCUACGGUGAAGCAUGGUGGUGGCAGCAUCAUGCUGUGGGGAUGUUUCCCAGCAGCAGGGGGUGGGGUUGGGGGGGAGAGGAGAGAGAGGGAGGGAGAGGGAGAGAUAGAAUACUUAAAUUCACACAGGACACCAGAUAAGACAGGAGAAUUACACCAGAUAUAACAGACGGACCCUAGCCCCCCGGCACAUAGACUAUUGCAGCAUAGAUACGGGAGGCUGAGACUGGGGGGUCGGGGGAUAGGGCCAACCAGGUCCUAUCCCCCGACCCCACCCACCUUGCCAAAGCACAGCUCCCACACCACUAGUGGGAUAUCAAUUGACCACCAACUUACUACCCGAGACAAGGCUGAGUAUAGCCCAUGAAGAUCUCCGCCACCGCACGAGCCAGAGGGGGCACAAAACCGGACAGGAAGAUCACGUCAAUGACUCAGCCCACUCAAGUGACGCACCCCACUAGUAAGCCAGUGACUCAGCCUCCGUAAUAGGGUCAGAGGCAAAGAAUCCCAGUGCAUUGCCGUUCACCUUCGCACCCCUGGGCCAGACUACACUCAAUCAUAGGACCUACUGAAGAGAUGAGUCUUCAGUAAAGACUUAAAGGUCGAGACCGACUCUGUCUCUCUCACAUGGAUAGGCAGACCAUUCCAUGAAAAUUGAGCUCUAUAGGAGAAAGCCCUGCCUCCAGCUGUUUGCUUAAAAAUUCUGGGACAAUAAGGAGGCCUGCGUCUUGUAACCGUAGCGUACGUAUAGGUAUGUACAGCAGGACCAAAUCGGAGAGAUAGGUAGGAGCAAGCCCAUGUAAUGCCUUGUAGGUUAGCAGUAAAACCUUGAAAUCAGCCCUAGCCUUAACAGGAAGCCAGUGUAGAGAGGCUAGCACUGGAGUAAUAUGAUCACAUUUUUUGGUUCUAGUCAAGAUUCUAGCAGCCGUGUUUAGCACUAACUGAAGUUUAUUUAGUGCUUUAUCCGGGUAGCCGGAGAGUAGAGCAUUGCAGUAGUCUAAUAUAGAAGUGACAAAAGCAUGGAUUAGCUUUUCUGCAUAAUUCUUAUUUUUGCAAUGUUACGAAGAUGGAAAAAAGCUGUCCUUGAAAUAUAAAGUUGAAAUUGUGUUUCCGAAUGACAUCACCAAGAGGUAGAAUAUAUAGCGAAAACAGUGGUCAUAAAACGGAACCUUGAGGAACACCGAAACGUACAAUUGAUUUGUCAGAGGACAAACCAUCCACAGAGACAAACUAAUAUCUUUCCGAUGGAUAAGAUCUAAACCAGUCAAGAACUUGUCCGUGUAGACCAAUUUGGGUUUCCAAUCUCUCCAAACUAAUGUGGGGAUUGAUGGUGUCAAAAACAGCACUAAGGCCUAGGAGCACGAGGACAGAUGCAGAGCCUUGGUCUGACUUCAUGAAAAUGUAAUUUACCACCUUCACGAGUGCAGUCUCAGUGCUAUGAUGGGGUCUAAAACCAGACUGCAGUGUUUCGUAUACAUUAUUUGUCCUCAGGAAGGCAGUGAGUUGCUGCGCAACAGCUUUUUCUAAAAUGUUUGAGAGGAAUGGGAGAUUCGAUAUAGGCAGAUUUUUUGUUUUUUACAUUUUCCCUGUCAAGGUUUGGCUUUUUCAAGAGAGGCUUUAAUACUGCCACUUAUAGUGAAUUUGGUACACAUCCAAAGGAUAGGGAGCCAUUUAUUAUGUUCAACAUAGGAGGACCAAUCACAGGAAGUAGCUCUUUCAGUAGUUUAGUUGGAAUAGGGUCCAGUAUGCAGCUUGAAGGUUUAGAGGCCAUGACUAUUUUCAUGAAUGUGUCAAGAGAUACAGGAUCAAAAAAACUUGAGUGUCUCCAUUGAUCCAAGGUCCUGGCAGUUCAGGACAACUGAGCUUUGGAGAAAUACGCAGAUUCAAAGUGGAGACCGUAAUUAGCUUUCUAAUGAUUACAUUUACAUUUUACAUUUUAGUCAUUUAGCAGACGCUCUUAUCCAGAGCGACUUACAGUUAGUGAUUACAUAUUUAUAUAUAUAUUUUUAUUUUUUUUUAUUUUUUUUAAUAUACUGGCCCCCUUGGGAAUCGAACCCACAACCCUGGCGUUGCAAACGCCAUGCUCUAUCAACUGAGCUACAUCCCUGCCGGCCAUUCCCUCCCCUACCCUGGACGACGCUGGGCCAAUUGUGCGCCGCCCAUGAGUCUCCCGGUCACGGCCGGCUGCGACAGAGCCUGGAUCAUGAUCUGUUCGACAAAGAAGUUCAUGAAUUCAUCACUGCUGAAAGCCAUCCUCUCUUGAGGAAUGCAGGUUUUUAGUUAGCUUUGCAACAGUAUGAAAAAUAAAUGUUGGAUUGUUCUUAUUCUCCUCAAUUAGGUUGGAAAAAUAGGAUGAUUGAGCAACAGUGAGGGCUCUUCGAUAUUUCACGGUACUGUCUUUCCAAGCUAGUCGGAUGACUUCCUGUUUGGUGGAGCACCAUUUCCGUUCCAAUUUUCUGGAAGCUUGCUUCAGGGCUCGGGUAUUUUCUGUAUACCAGGGAGCUAAUUUCUUGUGACAAAUGUUUUUUUGUUUUUAGGGGUGUGACUGCAUAUAGGGUAUUACGCAAGGUUAAAUUUAGAUCCUCAGUUAGGUGGUUAACCAAUUUUUGUACUCUGACGUCCUUGGGUAGGUGGAGGGAGUCUGGAAGGGCAUCUAGGAAUCUUUGGGUUGUCCGAGAAUUUAUAGCACGGCUUUAGAUGAUCCUUGGUUGGGGUCUGAUCAGAUUAUUUGUUGUGAUUGCAAACAUAAUAAGAUGGUGGUCCGAUAGUCCAGGAUUAUGAGGAAAAACAUUUAGAUCCACAAUAUUUAUUCCACGGGACAAAACUAGAUCCAGGGUAUGACUAUGGCAAUGAGUAGGUCCGGAGACAUGUUGGACAAAACCCACUGAGUCGAUUAUGGCCUUUUGGAGUGGGUCUGUGGACUUUUCCAUGUUAAGUCACCAAACAUUAGAAUAUUAUCUGCCAUGACUACAAGGUCCGAUAGGAAUUCAGGGAACUCUGUGAGGAACGCUGUAUAUGGCCCAGGAGGCCUGUAAACAGUAGCUAUAAAAAGUGAUUGAGUAGGUUUCAUAGAUUUCAUGACUAGAAGCUCAAAAGACGAAACCGCAGUAAUAAUUUAUUGGGGGGGGGGGGGGGGGUAAAUUGAAAUUUGCUGUCGUAAAUGUUAGCAACACCCCUGCCUUUGCGGGAUGCGCGGGGGUUAUGGUCACUAGUGUAACCAGGAGGAGAGGCCUCAUUUAACACAGUAAAUUCAUCAAGCUUGAGCCAUGUUUCAGCCAGGCCAGUCACAUCAAGAUUAUGAUCAGUGAUUAGUUCAUUGACUAUGACUGCCUUGGAAGUGAGGGAUCUAACAUUAAGCAGCCCUAUUCUGAAAUGUGAGAGAUCACAAUCUCUUUCAAUAAUGACAGGAAUGGAAGAGGUCUUUAUUCCAGUGAGAUUGCUAAGGCAAACACUGCCAUGUUUAGUUUUGCCCAACUUAGAUCGAGGCACAGACACCGUCUCAAUGGGGAUAGCUGAGCUGACUAUACUGACUGUGCUAGUGGCAGACUCCACUAAGCUGGCAGGCUGGCUAAUAGCCUGCUGCCUGGCCUGCACCCUAUCUCAUUGUGGAGCUAGAGGAGUUACAGCCUUGUCUAUGUUGAUAAGAUGAGAGCACCCCUCCAGCUAGGAUGGAGUCCGUCACUCCUCAACAGGCCCGGCUUGGUCCUGUUUGUGGGUGAGUCCCAGAAAGAGGGCUAAUUAUCUACAAAUUCUAUCUUUUGGAAAGGGCAGAAAACAGUUUUCAAUCAGCGAUUGAGUUGUGAGACUGCUGUAGAGCUCAAGCUAAUUUACACGCUGAAGCUAUGUUGUGCUUGGUGACCUCUGACUAUUUCAUCCUAACAUCGUUGGUGCCGACGUGGAUAACAAUAUCCCUAUACUCUCUACGCUCGCCAGUUUUAGCCUUAGCCAGCACCCUCUUCAGAUUAGCCUUUAUGUCGGUAGCUCUCCCCCUUGGUAAACAGUGUAUGAUCGCAGGAUGAUUCUUUUUAAGUCUAAUAUUGCGCGUAAUGGAGUCGCCAAUGACUAGGGUUUUCAAUUUGUCAGAGCUAAUAGUGGGAGGCUUCGGAGGCUCAGACCCCGUAAUGGGUGGAGGAGAGACCUGAGAAGGCUCGGCCUCUGACUCUGACUCGUUGCUUAAUGGGGAGAACCGGUUGAAAGUUUCUGUCGGCUGAAUGAGCGACACCGGUUGAGCAUGCCGAGAGCAUUUCUUUCCAGAACCCUUGAGAAAAUUGUCCGGCUGCGGGGACCGUGUGGGGGGAUGUAUACUACUAUCUGUACUUACUGGUGGCAUAGACGCUGUUUCAUCCUUUCCUACACUUACAUUGCCAUUGCCUAAUGAUUGCAUCUGAAGCUGGGCUUGCAACACAGCUAUCCUCACCAUAAGGCAACAGUUUUCCUGUAUAUUAUGAGUACAGUGACUGCAAUUAGGCGUAGUGUUAAUGUUACUACUUAGCUUUUUCGGCUGGUGGCGGUCCUUUAGAACCAUGUCUAGAUAAAGCGUCCGGGCUGAGAAAGUUGAAUGGAAAAAGUAGAGCGAGGAAAUGAACUAAGACGUUGGUAGAUGUGUUAAAUGCAGAUUUUGAUUAAACGGUUAUUUAAAGUAAAAACCGAAAAGUUUGGCAGGUAGCCAAGUAGCAACAAAUAGCACAGUAUAACUAAGAUAACUAAUAAUGUAAGCAUACUGUGUCCAUAAUAAGUAUAUAGGUUGUAGGUUGGGAGCUUUGGUGAAAGAGCACAGUUAGAAAGAUAUGGCAUAUAGAAGCAAACCAGAUGGACAUCAUGAAAAUAAUCGGAGAGGUUGAGAGUAGAAGAAGUUCAGGAGAAAAAAAAAAUAUAUAUAUAAUUAUUUUUAUGUCGAUAAAAUGUAUAUAGUAAGUAUAAGCUGGAAGUAGAGGCCUAAGCAUUGUUGUUCACUAGUUUACUCCAAUUAGGGAAAGGGUGGUGGGGUUGGAAAGUAAUAAGGGGGAAUAUAUUUUAAAAAAGGAUGUGUAUGUAUGUAUGUGUGUGGAUGUGUGUGUGUAUAUAUAUAUAUAUAUAUAUAUAUAUAUAUAUAUAUAUAUAUAUAUAUAUAUAUAUAUAUAUAUAUAUAUAAAUAAAAACAUGGGGGAAGUGAUGCAGACAAUUACAUUGAUGGAAGUUACAAUCUAUCUGCAAUAUUAAGCUGAUCUACCCCCUAAAAAAUUUUUUUUUAAAUAGCACAGCAGCACAGAGACAAGUCUGGAAGUUGUGAUUUUGUGGCUGUGGUAACUAACCAAGGAUGUUUAUUUAUUUUUAUUUAACCAUUUAACUAGGCAAGUCAGUUAAGAACAAAUUCUUAUUUACAAUGACGGCCUACCAAAAUGCAAAAGGCCUCCUGUGGGGACGGGGGAUUAAAAAUACAAAUAUAGGACAAAACACACAUCACAACAAGAGAGACACCACUACAUAAAGAGAGACCUAAGACAACAACAUAGCAUGGCAGCAACACAUGACAACACAGCAUUGUAGCAACACCACAUGACAACAACAUGGUAGCAGCACAAAACAUGGUACAAACAAUAUUGGCCGCAGACAACAGCACAAGAAGGCAAGAAUACAUCACGCAAAGCAACCGCAACUGUCAGUAAGAGUGUCCAUGAUUGAGUCUUUGAAUGAAGAGAUGGAAAUAAAACUGUCCAGUUUGAGUGUUUUUUGCAGCUCGUUCCAGUCGCUAGCUGCAGCAAACUGAAAAGAAGAGCGACCCAGGGAUGUGUGUGCUUUGGGGACCUUUAACAGAAUGUGACUGGCAGAACAGGUGUUGUAUGUGGAGGAUGAGGGCUGCAGUAGGUAUCUCAGAUAGGGGGGAGUGAGGCCUUAGAGGGUUUUAUAAAUAAGCAUCAACCAGUGGGUCUUGCGAUGGUGAGAUGACCAGUUUACAGAGGAGUAUAGAGUGCAGUGAUGUGUCCUAUAAGGAGCAUUGGUGGCAAAUCUGAUGGCCGAAUGGUAAAGAACAUCUAGCUGCUCGAGAGCACCCUUACCUGCCAAUCUAUAAAUUACUUCUCCGUAAUCUAGCAUGGGUAGGAUGGUCAUCUGAAUCAGGGUUAGUUUGGCAACUGGGGUGAAAGAGGAGCGAUUACGAUAGAGGAAACCAAGUCUAGAUUUAACCUUAGCCUGCAGCUUUGAUAUGUGCUGAGAGAAGGACAGUGUACCGUCUAGCCAUACUCCCAAGUACUUGUAUGAGGUGACUACCUCAAGCUCUAAACCCUCAGAGGUAGUAAUCACACCGGUGGGGAGAGGGGCAUUCUUCUUACCAAACCACAUGACCUUUGUUUUGGAGAUGUUCAGAACAAGGUUAAGGGCAGAAAAAGCUUGUUGGACACUACGAAAGCUUUGUUGUAGAGCAUUUAACACAAAAUCCGGGGAGGGGCCAGCUGAGUAUAAGACUGUAUCAUCUGCAUAUAAAUGGAUGAGAGAGCUUCCUACUGCCUGAGCUAUGUUGUUGAUGUAAAUUGAGAAGCGCGUGGGGCCUAGGAUGGAGCCUUGGGGUACUCCCUUGAUGACAGGCAGUGGCUGAGACGGCAGAUGUUCUGACUUUAUACACUGCACUUUGAGAGAGGUAGUUAGCAAACCAGGCCAAAGACCCCUCAGAGACACCAAUAAUCCUUAGCCGGCCCACAAGAAUGGAAUGGUCUACCGUAUCAAAAGCUUUGGCCAAGUGAAUCAAAAUAGCAGCACAACAUUGCUUAAAUCAAGGGCAAUGGUGACAUCAUUUAGGACCUUUAAGGUUGCAGUGACACAUCCAUAACUUGAGCGGAAACCAGAUUGCAUACCAGAGAGAAUACUAUAGACAUCAAGAAAGCCAGUCAGUUGAUUAUUGACAAGUUUUUCCAACACUUUUGAUAAACAGGGCAAAAUAGAAAUUGGCCUAUAACAGUUAGGAUCAGCUUGAUCUCCCCCUUUAAAUAAAGUACGCAUUGUGGCUGCCUUCCAAGCAAUGGGAACCUUCUUCCAGAGAGGAGAGACGGGUUAAAAAGGUCAGAGGUAGGCUUGGUGAUGAUAGUGGCUGCAACCUUAAAGAAGAAAUGAUCUGACCCAGAUGUUUUUUUGGGGUCAAGUUUAAGGAGCUCCUAUAGCACCUCAGACUCAGUGACUGCCUGCAGGGAGAAACUUUGUAGCGGGGCAGGGGAAAAAGAGGGAGGAGCAUCUGGGCUAGUCGCAUUAGAAGGGGUGGGAGAUGAGGAAAUGUUGGAUGGGCAAUGAGGCAUGGUUCUGAGUCAAAUAGGAAUCCUGACUUUAUGAAGUAGUGAUUAAAGAGCUCAGCCAUGUGCUCCUUGUCAGUAACAACCACAUCAUCAACAUUAAGGGACAUGGGCAGCUGUGAGGAGGAGGGUUUAUACUCCAGGUCUUUAACCAUUUUCCAGAACUUCUUGGGGUUAGACCCACAGAGAGAGAACUGCUCCUUAAAGUAACUAACUUUGGCCUUCCAGAUAGCCUGAGUGCACUUAUUUCUAAUUUGCCUGAACGAGAGCCAGUCAGCCAGUCAGCCUGAGUAUGUGUGUGCUAUUUGUAAGUCGCUCUGGAUAAGAGCGUCUGCUAAAUGACGUAAAUGUAAAUGCAGAGCCUUUCUCCAAAUGGAAUUCUUGAGGUGGAGUAACUCUUCCAGAUCACGGACGAACCAGGGGCUGAACCUGAUUUUAAUUCUCAUUUUCUUUAUGGGGUGUGUUUGUUAACAAUACCACUGAAAAUAUCAAAAAAGAAGGUCCAAGCAUCUUCGACAGAGGGGAUCAAGCUGAUUCUAUACCAAUUUACAGAGGCCAGGUCAUGAAGGAAGGCUUGCUCAUUCAAGUUUUUUAGCAAGCGUCUAUGACAAAUCAGGACAGGUUGUUUCACUGAGCAACCAUUACGAACACAGGCUGUAAAACAGUGACUACUAAGGUCAUUACUGAUGUCACUGAUUUGUUUCGUUAUUGACUGAAGUGUGUGUGUGUGUGUUCCCAUCCGCAGGUCUUCUUUGCCUCGGUGCGAUCCGGAGGAGCCAGCCAGGUGUACUUUAUGACCCUGGGGCGCACCUCUCUGCUCAGCUGGUAG